This is a messenger RNA of Podarcis lilfordi (Lilford's wall lizard), 48268 nucleotides long. Lineage: Eukaryota; Metazoa; Chordata; Lepidosauria; Squamata; Lacertidae. The record is from the annotation of a GenBank genome assembly.
GCUCGCUCCCUGCCUCUCCCGCGACAACAGGAGGGCGGUCGCGCCAACUGAGGCUGCGCGCACGGCAGGCUGUCCGGCCGGCCGACAGACCGACCAAGUCGGCAGCGGCGGCGGCGGCAGCCACAGGAGGCUGCAAGGCGGAGAAGCCAAGCCCGGCGGAGGCGAGGUGCUGCUGCUCGCGCUGCGCGGCUGCGGGCUCCCUUUGGCUGGCCUUCCUUGUGCGCGCCUGGCCGCGAUGCGCCUCCCUCCUCCUCCUCCGGCGUAGCAACGGCAGCGGGAGGCUCCUCCUCCUUCGGCGGCGGCGGCGGCUCCUGCUCGGGUAUGCGCCCCUCCAGCCAGCAGCCGGGCCAGGCGGCUCCCGCGAGGGCUGCAGCGGUGGCUGCUGGUGGUGGUGCGGCGGCGGCGGCGGCGGGGAAGGCCUAGCCAAGCGAGCCAGCCGCGCGCCCUCUCCGCCCGCCUCCCUUUUUCCGCCUCCGCCUCCUCCUCCGCCAGCCAGCCAGCCCCGACCCGGCAGUGAUGGCAGACGAGCCGCAGCAGCACCAGCCACCUCCGACUCAGCAGCAGCAGCAGCAGCAGCCGCCCCCCGAAGCCCCCGGCGGGGUCGUCCCGGUGGCCACGGCGGCCCCUUCGCUGCCGGCGCUGGUGCCCGGGCUGCAGGGGACCGAAGCCAGCGCGCUGCAGCACAAGAUCAAGAACUCCAUCUGGUGAGCAGCCCGGGGAAGGCUCCGGGCCCGGGGGUGGCUGGCUGGGUGCUCGGGAGGGAGCCGGCCGGGGGUUUACUCAUGCAUGCGCUGCAUGUGCCCAGCCGCCCUGCCUGCUGCAUAUUGAUAGGGCGCUCCGAGCCGCGACGGUGCCGGGUCGGGGUGCCUGGACGGGCCCCUCGCCUUCCAGAUCGGGGUUUUGUUUUUGCAAGGGUUGCAGAGCCCCCGGUGCGCCGCCUCCCCUCGCAUGCUGUCUUCUGGCUCCGAUCCCGCAAGGUUCUUUCUGCGGCGGCGGCAGGAGGAAGAAGGUGGCGGCGGCGGCGGCGGCGGGGCGUGUGUGUGUGCCUGUGUGUCUGCAGGGUGGGGGAGGGGAAAUGGAAAAUGUGUUUACUCGGCUCUGCGGAGGGAGAGCGAGACAGACCCGGGCAGACAGAGCCAGACACGCUCGUAUGGAGAAGGGGUCGGGCUGGGCGCGCAAGGCAGGGUGCACGUCUGCCUGCAUGCGUCCUAGCUAGCUUGCUGGCGACCCAACACAAAGCUCGCCAGGCGCUGCUUUGCACGGGGCUGCUUCCCGAUCCACGGUCGCGUCCAGUGCAGCCCGGGGCAGGAGGCGAGAGACAUGCCUUCUCUCCCCCCCCCUCCGCCUCGCCCCGUCGUGUGCAAAGCAGCAGGUCGUUCCGUGAAGGGGCAUCGCCUCGCCUGGCGGCUGGCUGGGCUCGCCCUCUCCUCCUCCGCCCAGCGCCCCCCCACCCCAAGGCGCGUUUGUCGGAGGAGGCGGGGGCGCCUCUGCCGCAUGUUGACAUGUAUCUCUUUCUCCCUCCCCUCCUUGCUGCAAACACCAGAAUGGGGUGACUUGCCUCUUGCUGAGCAGCAAUAGCAGCAGCAGCCCCUCGCUUGUUUACAGCUGCUGCCGCCGCCGCAGCCCCCCUUUUUUGCAGCGUAGGGCGCCGUUUCCUCGGCACUGCUCCGGGUUUUCCGCCAGAAUCAGACCUCCCCUUUGAGCAAGAGAGCUGGAGAAGAUGUUCAUUCAAAAAAGACUGCAAUACGUUGUUCCUUGGGUACACUCCUAAAGCCAGGGACUGACUCGCUGUCUGCCAUUGAGGAUUUAGCCACUACACUGGCUUGCGAAGUGGGAGGCACCCGAGCUUUUGCCUUCCAUUUGAAGCCUUUUUCAGCUGAACCGACUUCUGUGCAAAAAUAAAAUUCCUGAAAACGAAGUGUCUUUCAGUGCUUGAAAAACACAGUAUAAGGGCCUUUCACUUUCCCUGUGUGCACGAUGUCCUUUGAAACCUUUAAUGCAUUUGCUCUUGUGGUUUAAAAAUGACAUUUUGGGUAUGUGUAGUGCUGAUCUGAAAUUGAGAUCUACAUGGUGUAAAAUAUAUGGGGCAGAUUGAAUUGUCAGUGGAAGCAAUACAGGUUGUGUGAAGGGAUUGCAUUUGAGAUGGUGAAUUGCACGCAGGCUUUGGGGAACAGACCAUUAAGUAGCCUUUAAAAAUCUAGGCAAAGGAGGUGUCUGCUGACUCCAGUCUGCUCGCUGCCAUUGUUUUGUUUACAGAAUGCCAUGAGUUAGAAGUUCUCUCCAUCAGCAUCCUGACUGUGUCUUAAAUUGCUGCUGCUGCUGAAGUGUUUGAUUUACAGUAUUAUUAUUUUUUUAGACACCCACUUAAAAUAUUUUCCCAUUCUCCUAGUGUUCAGAAAUCAGCCUCUUGAAUAGGGUGUUUACAUCAGUGGUUUCAGGGGAGGUGUAACAUCCAAGUUGGAAGACAAAAUGGCUACUAAGUAAAACCUCUUCCCUUUUAUAUGAACUUGGGUGUAUAGGCUUCGUUCAAGCACAACACCAUAGCAUUGUUUGUUUUAAUUCCCAAUAAAAUUGGGGCUUCUAGGACAUCUUUUUUUUUUAAGACACAUAGACAACCUGCCAAAUGUUUUUGCAUAGCCUUGGCUGCUUUAGCUAGGGAUUGGCUUGUCAGCCUGAUGGGAGUGAAUGGAGGAUGCCCAGUGGCAGUGCCUGCUGGAAUGGUGCUGUUACUGGGAGUGUGACCAGCCAGCGCAGCUUUUUUGCUUACCCUAAAGGUGAUCCUGAAUGCCGCGUCUGGGAAGGAAGCCCCGCCAGUUUGAAUGAGCUUGUGUCUCAAGUGUUCAGGAUUCUAGCUCUGGGCGCAUGCUGCAGAUAAUAAGGAUUAGUUUCCUUUUAACCCCAUCUCCCCAUUGGCUGCUCUUGGCCCCAGAGUCUGUGAUCCUGUGUGUGCUUAGCAACAAGUGUGUCCCCUUGAACUCAGCCAUUCAGGCUUCAAAACAACAUGUCUUGAAGCUGGGAUUUAUUUGUGUUUCACCUUUCCUCCACGCAUCUUGGCGCCACACCUGCGAGGGCCCUGCCCUCUUAUUUCUGCAACAUCAGCCCUUUGGGGUGGGCUAGUAAGCUGAGAGAGAGUGGGCCAAGGUCACUCAGGGGACCACAAGUGAGCAGGAGGAACAUGUGAGCCCUCAUUGAAGCUCCGUAGCCACUGGGCAAGUCUUUCACCAUUUUCUCAAUCGUGUGGCCACAGGUGGGAUGGGGAUUCAAAUUCAUACACAUGAUUUUGGGAACAGAACUGGGAAGUGGAAUUGGGAUUGUAUAGAUAGAGUAGCGUUUUGUUGCAUGUAUCCUUGUGUCUGUGAAACAGCAGCUCAGAAGCAUCUUGUGCAGUGCUCUCAGAAGAUUGUGCCCUGGUGUGUGCUCUGGGCUGGUUUUCAUUGCUGUUGCUUUGUAGUGGACUGCUAGUAAACAGUCUUCAGCUUGAAUGGCUUCUCUCACUCUUUGCCGGAGUCCAUGUGCUCAGCCAGGGAUUUUGUAGAGCAUAGCUCAGACUUACAGUUCCAUUACACGCUGGAAUACUGCACCGAUCUAAUGCCCUGAGGUUUGGGGUAGGGUGGGCUAAAAAUCCCAUAAAUAAGUAAGAAAAAUUGCUGUGUAUGGAAGGUGGCAAAUGGUCUGUGUUCUCCAUUAACCAAUAAAGCUUAAAAUGAAACCUUGUCUUUCUGGCUGGGAUUACUGAAAAGAGCAUCUGAAAAUCUGUAUGCUAACUCCUGAAACGUAAGUCGGAUUUAAUGUGACUGACUUCGACUGCAGUCCAAAACACACUUACUAGGAAGUAAGCCUCAUUGAAUUUAGUGGGACUUAAUUCUAAAUAAAUUAUAUUAUUAUUAUUGCUACUUAUUUAAUUCAUAAAUCACUUCUAUGAGGCAUCCUGGAGCAAUUUAUAACACAGUAUUUUGUGUGUAUGUAUGUAUGUAUGAUAUCUGCUACAUAUAUUAAAACUUAAAAUAAUUGCAUAGAUGAAAACAAUUUAAAAAUUUAUAUUAAAAUAGUUUUAAAGAACCACACAUACAUAAAAUCAAUUAAAAUCCAGUACGGGUACCAAUUGAGAUUAAGACCUCCAUUUGAAAGGCUCUUUGAAAUUCUAAAUAAACUUACAUAGGAUUUCACUGUUGGUGGGUCCAAUGGUUAAGAAGGCGGUUUCUGCACAAGCUGUAGAGGGGGCUUGUCAACCUGGGAAGGUAGCCCAUCUAGGAGAAGGAAAACUUUGAUCUUAAACCUCCAUGACCUGAGGGGUACCUUUGCGUGAAGAAAAGGCUAAGGAGUAAGCCCUACACAAAACUGGAGUGGGGUCCCUAAGAUGGUUGGAUGGUGCCUUGUACGCCUCCUUCGGGCAACAGCAGCCAAGCUGGUGCCAAAUGUCUUGCUCUGCUUCCCUUUGAGCCACAUCAGUGAGGUCGAGAGGGGGAACCUGGGACCUCCAGAUACACUGCCCAGGCUUGCGCCCUAGGGAGGUCACGUUGGUGCUACUGACUUCACCCUUGGAUGCACACUCCAUUGUCAACAAGUACAGGUGGCAGCCAUUUUAGACAUAUCCAAUUGACAUGUCAUCGCUGACACACAGAUCUUUUUGAACCCAAAAGAAGGCAGAAUGGGGGCGGGGCAGAAUGGGAUGUAACAGGGUGGGGUGCACUUAUAUACACUUUGCCGGUAUGUGUGGCGGCUGGGAACAGAGCCCCUGUGUGAAAGGAUCACUGCCUGUGCCUAAAAGUGCAGUACACCUCCAGGUGAGCACUAGGGGAGGGACCCAAGUUCAAAUCCCACACAGCCACAAAGCUUCUAGUUCAACCACUGUCUCUUGGCCUAAACUACCUCAGAGGGGAAAUUGGGUUGAGGAAGGGGGAAAUGGAGAUGGGUAGAGCCUUUUACAUUUUCCUGGAGGAAAGGUGAGGCUACAAAAAAUAUAAAAAAUUAAAAUGUUAUAUAUCAAUAAAAUGUUAUACCUAAGUUUGCUUCAAUGAAUUAUUAGAAUUGUCACUCUCUUAAAAUAACUUUUUAAUGACAAUUCAUUUGCCUUUUGGUGGUUUGCAAUUAAAAACAAUACCUCAGUAUAGAUGCUAUUUUAAGAUAAUUAAAGUAGCUUACAAAAUUGAAAGAAGAGCUUCUGUUUGGUGAUAGAAGGAUGGCUCACCUUUUACUCUCCCUAUUGCAGUGGGCACACUAGUGCCAAAAUGUGCCUCCCCUUUAAUUUGCAUUCCCAACAGCUAAAAGUUUACCUCACUAAUUCCCCCUCCGCCACUGAUUGAUCAAAUAAUCCUGUAGUUGAUUACGAAUUAAACCUGCUCUCCCCAUUGUCACUUUUAAAGGCUACAGCGAUAUAUAGCAGUUACUAAAAUGGAAGACUUGGAGAUGAUAACAAGUCUGUAAGGACCACAGUGCAUUUGGUCGGUUGAGGACUUGGCCAGCAAUAUUGUUUCUUGCUUUAGCCACAACAGAAUUUAUUCUGGAAAUUAAAAUGAGUUUGACAGGCGAUAUUUGUUAUAUUAUGAGGCACUUGUAGAAUCGGUUCUCUAGGCACAUGGCAAAGGGCCUCCGCAGAUGACCUUGGGGCAGGCUUUCCCAACCUGGUGCCCUCCAGAUGCUUUUCCACUACAAUGCCCAUCACCCUCAACACCAUCCUGCAGAUGCUGGCCUAAUGGGAGUUAUAGUCUGACACCUAUGGAUUGAACCAAGCUGACAAAAGUUGCCUCAAGGUAUGAACAGGUACAAAUGAGAGAAGGCAGUCUGUUGGGCAGUGAGGUCCCAAGCCCUGUCCCAUUACGUGAAAACCAGCACACUGAAUUGGAGUGAAUCAGAGACCAGAUUACUUGCUCAAAGCAGCUCACAGCUAAACUUUUUAAAAACUACAGAUUGUGUCUGUCCCAUGUGUCUACCUUGGCCCUAGGAUCACAUUCAGAGGUCUUUAUCCAAGUGCCCUGCCAAAUGAGUUGUGGUGGGUGACGUUUUUGGUGUUGGUGCCCCAGUUGUGGAAUGCCUUACCAUCUUUCUGUGAGCUGAAGACAUAUUUAUUUACAAAGUUUUCAUAAUUUUUUCUUCUUUUUUGGGGCGGGGGGAGCAUUUGUUAGAUCUGCAUUGUUGUUAUCAUCUGUUAUCUGGCUUCUGUUGUUGGUACUAUAUCUUAGAUUUAACAUUUUAUGGCCUUUGUCAGCCUGGUGCCCUCCAGAUGUUUUAGAUUGUAAUUCCCAUCAGCCCUGGCAGAUGCUUUGGAGUACAACUCUCAUUGCCCCAGCAUCAUAACGCAGCCAUGCUGACCAAGGUUGAUGGGAGUUGUGGUCCGACACGUGUGAAAGGCACCCAAGGUUCAAAAUUUGCCAGGCUCUUUUUGUGACUGGCGUGGGUCCAAUUGCGACCAAGUGGAGAUCUCUGGAUGCUAGGCUGGUGACUGACUUCUCCAUCUGACUGGUCCCUCCAUCUUUCUUAAGCAGGUAAGCAGGUUUUGGUGACUGCAACUUCGGUUUAAGCCACCUAGCUUAUAUACCUGAGUUUCUAACACUUUGGGGUUACACUCCCUCUGAAGGAGCAGAUACAUAAAUUUGGGAGUGCUUCUAGAUCCUUUGCAGUAACUUGUGGCUCAGGUGGCCUCAGUGGCACAGACUGGCUUCCAUCGGCUUUGGUUGAUGGGCGAGAUGCACCCCUAUCUGGCAUGGAUAGCUUAAUUUAUGUUGCCUACGCUCUGGUAACCUCUAGAUUAGAUUUCUGCAACGUGUUAUAUGUAGGGCUGCUUCGGAAGAUGGUUUGGAAACUUCAGCUGGUGCAGAAUUAAGUGGUCAGGGGCAAGAUGGUUUGAGCAUAUUACACUGAUCUUGGCCAUACAGCACUGGCUGCCAAUUAGUUUUCAAGCCCAAUUGAAAGUGCUGGUUUUGACCUAUACAGUGGUGCCUCUGGUUACGGACGCUUCAUGUUACGAACACUUGAGGUUACGAGCUCUGCUAACCUGGAAGUAGCUGCUUCUGGUUGCGAACUUUGCCCCAGGGUGCAAAUGGAAAUCGCGCGCCUCUGGUGGCCCCAUUAGCAAAAGCACGCCUCGGGAUAAGAACGGUUUCAGCUUAAGAACGGACAUCCGGAACGAAUUAAGUUCGUAACCAGAGGUACCACUGUACAGCCUUAAUUGGCUCAAGACUGCAGUACCUCAAGGACCACCUCUCCCCAUAUGAGCCAACCUGGACCCUGUGAUGAUCAUCUGAGGCCAUUCUUUGUGUGCCACCUCCACAAGAGGUCGCUUUUUCUGCGCUGGCUCCCUGUUUGUGGAAUGCUUUCCCUAGGGAGGCUCGCCUGGCACCUUCAUUACAUAUCUUUAGGCACCAGGCAAAAACGUUUCUCUAUAACCGGGGGGGCGGUACAGAUUUGUUUUUGUUUUAUUAUGUCUUUUGUGUUCUCGUUUUGUAUUUUUCUGUUGUGACCUGGACUGUGAUCUUUGGAUGAAGGAUGUAUGCAAAAUUAAUUAAUAAAUAAAAUUAAUAAGUUUUAAAUGGGUUGCAGCCAUAACAAUCGACUCUUUUCUUGCAGCUGAUUAAGUAUUGUGUAAAAUUAAAAUGAUUUGGUGUCUUCUAAUCCUGUCAGGAUUAUUCUUUUCUGCCCAUCUGAAAUGGAUAUGAUGAAAUGGUGUCUGCUUCGUUGUCCAAUUGAGGCAUAUGUGUCUUUAUAUAUACAAUAAUCAAAAUGCAACACAGGCAUCAGUGAGCUACAUACCGAUGCUGUUUUUGUUUUGUUUUUCUGGCCAUGAACUGGUUUUUUCCUCUUACAGUGCUGAUGAAAAGGCCCAAGCUGAUCUCUGAGCUCUUUAUUUCCCCUUUUCUCCUUCAUGGAUUACAAGUCUAGACAAAAAGACCAGGCCUGAGCAGCAGCGCCCAGACAGCCCUGAUUAGUGUCAUUUAGGGCAGGGUUGCAAAUUGCCCCAGCCUUUGCUGCACUUUUGGGAUUCAAUCUCUGUGUUUCUGUUUUUAUUUUAGAUUCAUUAAAGCUUUUAUGCUAAUCGCUUUUGUGUCCAGACACUUAAACAUCAAAAGGGAGAUAGAUCUUUGUUCAGCUCAACUGCUUGUGAAUAUGGGAUUUUGGUUAAUUUAGGGCGGAGUGAAAAAAGAAGAAGGUAAAAAAAAAAAAUUAGGGCGGAGUGAGCAUUGUAUGGCCCACUGUGUGUUUGUGGAGGGUGUAUUUGACAAAGAGACUGUCGACAGACAUCUCUGAUGCUCCAGACUUUUGAGAGUCAGUCUGCAAUUUCACUAAGGCUGCUAAAGUGUGUUCCACUUGUGAGUGCUAUUGCUGGUGGGCUUGCCCCGUUAGGGCAUCUGGUUGGCCACUGUGAGACCAGGAUGCUGGACUGGAGGGGCCCCCGUUGGCCAGAUCCAGCUGGUCAACCUGGUGCCCUGCAGAUGUGUUGCACUACAGCUCCUAUCAGCCACAGCCAACACAGCAGUGCUGUCAGCCCCGGUAAUGUGCGGUCAUGCUGGCUGGGACUUACAGAAGCUGUAGUCCCAAACAUCUGCAGAGUGCCAGACCAGGUUCAGGGAAGGCUGGUGCUACAACUUUCACAUGGUUGCCAGUUAAUGCAACCCCUGCAACCAUCUGCCAAGCAGUGCCUCACACAUUUACAUUUUGGUGUGUGAGAGUGAAACCCUGUCCCCCGUUUUGAUAUUUCCUCACUUGGGGGGAAGGAGACAGUCUCAUUCUUGGUGCCACCUCCCAUCAUUCUUCCGUGAGAAAGUCACAGAAAUGAGGCCAAGGCCUUUCUUUCCAAGUAAGCUGGAGACAGGUGUUUUGGGUGCUACCCAGGGCUAGAAGUCAACUGGGACCCACCAUGUGACUGCUUCAGAAAGGGGCAGAUGUGCUCUUGUCUCUGCAUGCUUCUGUAUCCUGAACCAGGCAGAGCUUCUAAAUGUUCUUUAGAGCAACCACACAUAUAUUGGGCUGCCUAGACGAUAAUCCUGAUCGAUCAGGGUCCUGUCAGAAGUUAGUGAAGUUGUUGUAGUUUGGCUCAGCUUUGGUACAGCUUGAAUGGCAUCCUCACCAGCCCCUUUUGACAUGACCCUCACUGCAACACAAAGAAAUCAAAAAUCCCAACCCUGUUUCUGCCAAAGGCUUUAAUGCCAAAUCAGAGUGGUACAUAGGCAGGCAAAAGGUUACAGGGCGCAAGAGCAGCUACAUGGGGCGUACAUAAACAAAAUGCCAGCUAAGACAUUGAUCCAACAAGUGGCUUGCACAUAUUCCCAAAGUUCUUUGCCUUCCACACUUUCUGAUGUGCCGUUCUGAUGUCGUAUCUGUUGUGUGUAGAAUUUUGGUCUCCAAGAACAGCAGCUUUCAUUGAAGAGAACCCCAUGGAUAAACACAAUCCCAGUUUUUUAUCCAGUUUUUGAGGCCGUUUGGCUAUCCCAAAGAAAGGGUUGCAAAAGUCAUAGUUCCUCAGUGAUUCAGAGUGGGUCAAGUGCCCAACCUAUCUGCCCCAAGACCUUGUAAUUAAAGCAUCUUCACCAGAACUUACGCUAUCAAGGCAGUGGAUUGCAAGUCCCAUUAAGGAGGCAGGCUAGUGUUUUCCCCCAGCAGAUGUCCCAUAAGGAUAAUGCUAGAAAUGUAAAGAAAACAGUGAUGCUGGCAUGGCCCAGCCCCUGUUCAUUUCAGUAGAACUUUUCCAGGUGGAUUUGCUGCUGGAUUUGCUUUUCACCCAUUUUAAUUAGUGUGUGUGUUGAGGUGCUGUAGUUCCCCAGUCCCCUCUGUGGGCAACUAAAUGUCUUACAAGACAGUUGUCCACUUUGCUGUCUUUUGAGAACUUCCAGUGGAGCUUGUCAUUCUUUGUAUUUUCCUUUCACCCAAAUUGCUUAAAGACAGUGUUUGAAAUUAGCCAGGCACCAGGCGCAAUUUGUGCCUGACUAUUGGCGCUGUGGGUUAAACCACAGAGCCUAGGACUUACUGAUCAGAAGGUUGGCGGUUCGAAUCCCCGCGACGGGGUGAGCUCCCGUUGCUCAGUCACUGCUCCUGUCCACCUAGCAGUUCAAAAGCACGUCAAAGUACAAGUAGAUAAAUAGGCGGGAAGGUAAACUGUGUUUCCGUGUGCUGCUCUGGUUCGCCAGAAGCGGCUUAGUCAUGCUGGUCACAUGACCCGGAAGCUGUACGCCGGCUCCCUCGGCCACAACCCCAGAGUCGGUCACAACUGAACCUAAUGGUCAGGGGUCCGUUUUCCUUUACCUAUUGGCCGCUUGCAAUCAAGUGAAGAUGUCUCGGUGCCGGGAUGGCGCCUGACAACUCCAUCUGGAGGUGCAUGCCUGUGGAUCUUGACUGUUUUCGCACACUAAUACCACAUCCUGUAGAAUUCUAUCAGCUAUAUUUUAUUUGCACAAUCAGGAUGAAUUUCAGGAACCAACAUGCUUUUUUCUGUUCAGCCUUAGCAGGAGCAGUGAAUAACAUUAUAAAUUGUUGUAGCCUGUCUUCACUUACCCCACCCCACUGCCCUGCUCACAGUUGUGAAGAAUAUUCUUAACGUUAUGAAUGGCCCAUGUCACUAUUAAGGAAAAAAAGGUAGGAAUAGGCCAAUAUGUAUGUGGACUAUCCCUGGAUAAAGUGACUUUUCUUCUUUUAGUUCUCAAAGUUCUUAACCUAGCUCAAGGUUGUCAUCUGAACUAGCCAGAUGUUUAACUGAUAAUCACAGUCAGUCCAUCAUUUGAAAAAUCAGAGAACUUGACGUUCCAUUUUGGCCACUUGGUUUAAGGAGCCAUUUGGCACCUAGCUUAUGUAUCUUGAGUUUCUAUCACUGCCUUAAAAAAUCAUUUUCAUGCAAAGCUGGCUUGAUCUGCUGCCUCCUGCAGCCAGAGCACCUUAACAGUCUCGUUUCUGAUUGUUUCACCCACCAUUGUUCAUCAGUGAACUACUAGGUACGUGUGUGUGUGUGUGUGUGUGUGUGUGUGUGUGAAAAGAGAGAGAGUGAGUGAGAGAGAGAAUAUCUGCCUGUGUUUAUGUAUUGUUUCCUAUUGCCUCCUCUAACACAUCAACACACACAGGUUGCUUUUGAUAGCAAAUUUGGGCGUAGAUGAUGUAUUUGUGCCUUAGGGAUACAUAAGGAACUGGGUGUGCCCUUCCUCCAGGUGGUGAGUUAGCCAGAAAAUAUUUGGAGGGUAGAGGAAGCCAACCUCACUUUCCAAGCAACUUCCAGCUGGUAUCAUGCACAACUGGAAACUGUGUGGUUCCUACAAUGAUAGAUCCUAGUUUUAAAGAAAUAAAACAGUUGCUGGAUCUGCCGAUCCUUUCAGACAUUCACUGAAGUCAGUGGACUGAGCCAGGAGGCAGGACUGCAAAAAAAGCUUUGUGUGUGGUUACCUGUCAUUUAACUUUUGUUGUUAAUCCCUUCCGCCUUGCUUGAGUAAUGGUAGUCACAUUUGUUUGGGGGUUGGGUUUGCUUCAGCUCAGGAUAGAUGUUUGUUGUGAAGGGAGACAAGGCACCUAAACAACAACAGCAUUUAAAAAUAUUUCAUGGAGUCUCAGGCAUAAUUGCAGGAGGAGGAGGUAGCCAUAGUUAUAAUUUAUUUUAAUUCAUUUAUACCCAAUUUUUCCUCUUGAGUUCAAGGUUGUGUACAUGCAGGUCCUGCUUUCCGAACAUUUGCGGUGCGAAAAUUCACUUAUCCAAACAUGAGGAUUUAGCGUCUAAACCUCGCUAUUCACACCACAUAUUCCAAACAGAGAGCAUUUUUUUAUAAUUCCUUGUUUGCCUUCUGUUGGUUGGCAGAGGAAAGGAUGGAGAAUGAUCCAACAAAUCAGAGCAGUUUUCCUGUUUUUUGUUUCGGCUUUUGGGGGUCAAAAUUCUGUGUCUGGGAAUGCAUUAGAAAUUUUCCCAUAGGAAUAAAUGGAAAUCAUCAUCUCAUUAUGUGAACGCUCGGCUCAUGAACGAUUUUCAUUGUCUUCAGUCAGCCGGACCUGCAUGUGCAGCAACCCCUGAUUUGCGUGGCCCCUGCACAUGUUGGCAGAGCACGUGUAAGCAAACCCUGUUCUGUCCCCUUUUCUGGCCACUUCUAGGUUGCAGCGAUGUGCACUUGCACGAUCACACGUGCAUUGAACAAGUGUAAAAUAGCCAUUGCCUGUAUAUAGUUCUAACCCCCCACCCCCCAUUUUAUUCUCACAACAACCCCGGGACCCUGAGAGAAGGUGAUCUGAUUCAAAAAAAUGCUUCCCCUGAAAUAUUCUAUGGCAGUGUCCCAUUAAAGGGCAUUUUCACCAUCAAUUACUGUAUUUUUUGCUCUAUAAGACUCACUUUUUCCCUCCUAAAAAGUAAGGGGAAAUGUGUGUGCGUCUUAUGGAGUGAAUGCAGGCUGCGCAGCUAUCCCAGAAGCCAGAACAGUAAGAGGGAUUGCUGUGCAGCGAUCCCUCUUGCUGUUCUGGUUUCUGAGAUUCAGAAGAUUUUUUUUCUUGUUUUCCUCCUCCAAAAACUAGGUGCACCUUAUGGUCUGGUGUGUCUUAUAGAGCGAAAAUACGGUACAUGCUUCAGACAACUUUUGAAGAGGCAAAUUCCCCCCCAGCCUUUACCUGAUCUGUAAGCUGAACCCUGGGGUGUUGUUGUUUUGUGUUGUUGUUGUUGUUGUAGUAUAUUACAGAGUUUUAAUGAAGUUCUGUAUUUUUACUGCUGCUCUGAUCGUUUGUACUGAUUUUGUUAUAUAUCUAUAACAUACUUUUUAAGCUUUUAUUGGAGGUUUUUAUAUAACGCAGUUUAGAAAUGGUCUUUUUAAAAUUUAUUAUAUUGUCAUGUUCUCAAAGUAAAAGUUGACAAAGUCGAGUUCCUGAUGAAUUUUUGAAAUAUAAAUCCUUUAGUUUUUAUUUGAGCAGACACCACAAGCACCAUCCUAAUGUCGGAAUGCGGCAUCUUGUAGCGCUGGCCCUCUGCAGCGCAAUGCAUGUUUUCUUGGGAGUAAGCCCCAUUGAACUUGGCAGAACUUACUUGUGAGUAAAUGUACACGUUAGCUAAGCACAUACUUAGAAAGGCUGUCUGUAUCGAACAACAAGGAAGGUUACGUUCAGAUGUAAACAGUACUUUAUUCAAAAUUAUUACACAGAAUAAGAAUACACUCAGAUUUCUUGUGGAAAAACCUUGAAGUGUGAACAAUUCUGUACUGCACUUAUUCCUUUAGAGCAGGGGUCAGCAAAUGUUUUCAGUAGGGGGCCGGUCCACUGUCCCUCAGACCUUGUGGGGGGCCGGACCAUAUGAGGGGGGGAGUGAACGAAUUCCUGUGCCCCACAAAUAUCCCAGAGAUGCAUUUUAAAUAAAAGGACACAUUCUACUCAUGUAAAAACACGCUGAUUCCAGACCGUCCGCGGGCUGGAUUGAGAAGGUGAUUGGGCCGGAUCCGGCCCCCCGGCCUUAGUUUGCCUACUCAUGCUUUAGAGUACUUGCAGGCCACUCCAUAACAAAGUUUUCAGGGCAAUUCACCACAGAUCCAUGGGCGUAGCCAGGAUUUUUGUUAGGGCGGGGGCAGGCUUCAUAUGGGAGGGGCGGAACCUCAGUUAGUUAAGUAUAUUUCUUGAUUUACUUGGUUUAGGGGAGGCAGCUGCCACCCCUUGGUCAUAAUAUUAUGAACUAGCAGUAAAUGUGGAUAUUUUGUCAAGUUUUAAUGACAGGCUCAUUCGUACAGUAUUAUCAUCAUUAUCAUUGUGCAUGAUAUUAAGAACUAAAUGUCUUGGAGAUCAUAACUUCAGAUUGUAAGCCAGCCCCAGCCCCCAGCCCCCCCCCAAAAAAAUCUGGUGCUUUCCAGAUUUUUUUGGACUAGUCUCCCUUUAGCUUCAGCGUCUUAUGUCAUUGCUGGCUGGGGCUGAUGGGAGUUGCAGUCCAUAAUAUCUGAAGAGCACUAGGCGAACUAAGACUGAAGGCAAACUUUCGAACUGAUGCUCAGCUUCACAGACUUCAAAAAACAAGAUUUGUAUGAGUUGAAACCCUUUUUUCAACUCUUCCUACAUGCCAGUUUGCUGCUUCUGUGGCCCUAUUUGCACACCAUCAGAUACCCAGGGCCUGGUGUGAUGUGGACGAGCAUAAAUAAGUCUGUGGUUCACUCCUUUCCCCCUCCUUCAGUGUGGCUGUGAUAAGUCUAGAGAAGCUUUCACUUCUGGUUUUGCUUGUUUGCAGUUUGCUGCUUUGUUAGAAUGGACACAUUUUGGGUAAUAUUAUUAUUUAUUUACUUGAUUUGACUUGCCCUUUACUACAAAGACCUAGGGUGAGUAACAGCAGUAUAAAAGCAGUUUAUAUAUAUUUUUAUAGCCGUAUACAGCUAUAAAGACAAGUAAAACCAAAGCUGUUCCAACAGAACAGUGCAGAUUCAUCCAAAGUGGUGUGUCCCACAAAUAACAACAAAACGCUUACCUGUGAAAGGCCAUGGCGCAGAGGUCUGUCUUCAGCAUAUGCCAAAAGCUAUGCACUGAAGAUGCUCAGGUGCGCCUCUGUGUGGAGCGAGAGCCACAAUCUAAGGGCUGCCACAUAGAAUGUCUCUUUCUGGCUACCAUAUCUUGCACUUCUGAAGGUGAUGAAACUACCAAAAGAGCCCCACAGCCCCUCUGAUCUUCACACCAAAGAGGAUCUGUAGGGAUGGAGAAGGUCUUUCAGAUAUUUGGGGCCUAAGUCAUUUAGGCUUUUAAGCACCUAUUGUUGUUGGGUUGUUGUUUUUUAAAAAUGUUUUUUAAAUGAGACACUUGAAACCAGUUUUAUUGUGUUGGACAAAAUGACAAGCUGCAGUCCAUCUGAACUGGAAGCAAAAGCUUCCAAACCUGCCCUUGUGGCUGUGGCAAAGAGGAGCCUGAUGCUCACCUAGGCUUGCUCCUGUCGUGCUAGGCUGUGAUUUAGCAUCGAUGUCUGAACAGGACUUCCGUGUGUAUCUCCAAACAGUAGCAUGAAGCAGAAGGUGGUGGUGGGGGUUUGAGAAUCAAGAUACAGGCAGAGGAGCAGAGGUGGGAGUAGUGAUGGAGGAACUGGUGCUCCCUGCUCUUUAUGACACCAAACUUUGAACUAGUCACAUUGGACCAGUGAGAGAUGCUUACAUCUUUUGCAAGCAACAAAACAAGACCAAAUAAAGCCCAACUGGAGGAGCCAUGAUGUCGAAUUGAGAACAGAGAAAGUCAACAGACAGAGGAUGACUAGGUUGGAUUUUGCUUUGGCUCAUUUAUAAGAGGUGGUGGACUUGUCCAAGUUUGAACUCCUUCAUGGCAGGCCGAGCUCAGGGGUUUCACAGUAGCAACCUGAGUCUUGAGGAUGACCAACUUCUUGUUACUUGCAGGUGACAUUUUUUCUGUCUUCACGUAAGUUGAAGAGAACAUGACGUUGAUGCUUUUAUCACUUGCUGGUGGUGCUGGGGAAACAAUUGUAGGUUCUUCAGGAGCCUUUGUUUAAGUAAUGACCUUUGUUAAUCGCAAGCAAGAUAUUAUCUGCUCGAUGGGUUCAUGUUUUGUUUUUUAAACCAAAACCCUCAAAUUCCAGUUACAUGGAUGCGUUUUCUGGUUGCCGUGGACAAUUAAGCUUUUGCAAAACAACUUUCAGUUCACUAAAAGUCAAAGCUUGGAGAUGGGAGUUCGAAUCUAUAAAGAUUUAUGAACUUGAUUGUUGAUUUUGGGCAAGACAGUGUCUUUGACUCAGAGUUUCUCAUGAGGUAUUCAUUGCUUUAUUUUACGUAGAUGGUUGUAGGAAUAGAAAAGUUGCGCAUUGUUGUGCUUCCUCAAGCAAUUAUUGCUGGGCCAGAAGAAGGAAGGUCCUCUCUCCCUAGCAGCAAGGAGUGGGCUGUGCUGCUGCUGGGGAAGCUCACCUAAAUAGCCCCUCAUGCCUUCUUUUCGGCUGCUCUGCCCCCUCCCUCCACUGUCUUUUCUUCUCCUUCCACACUGAUGCUGCUGCAACCUGGUGAGCUCCUUGUUUGCAGAGUAUUGUAAUCCACGCUGCCAGGAAUGUGCUGUGUUGUCAACGCAUUCUACUUGGCUCCUGUUGUGCAGGGAAACAUUAAGCUGUUGAUACUGAGUAGAGGCUGCCUCUGUUGACUUAAUAUAUUAUAUGGCGUGCAGUGUGUAUUUGUGUGUGUGUUGUUUUCUUUAAAGAAUGUAAGAAGAGCCUGGGUGCUGGAUCAACCCAAAGGGGGUUCAUCUAGUCCAGGGGUCAGCAACCUUUUUCAGCCGUGGGCCGGUCCACCGUCCCUCAGACCAUGUGAUGGGCCGGACUAUACUUUUUUUGGGGGGGGGAUGAACAAAUUCCUAUGCCCCACAAAUAACCCAGAGAUGCAUUUUAAAUAAAAGCACACAUUCUACUCAUGUAAAAACACCAGGCAGGCCCCACAAAUAACCCAGAGAUGCAAAACAUGCUGAUUCCCGGACCUUCCAUGGGCUGGAUUGAGAAGGCAAUUGGGCCACAUCCGGCCCACGGGCCUUAGGUUGCCUACCCCUGAUCUAGUCUUAGCAUCCUUUUCUCAUGGUGGCCAACCAGAUGCCCCCAAAGGGAAGCCAAUAGAUAGGACAUGGGCACAUGAACCCUCUUCGACUCACUUUUCUCCAGUAUUCAAAGUAUUCAGAGACAUUUACUGCCUUUGACUAUGGAGGCAGGACAUGGCCAUAAUGGCUUGCAGCCAUUGAGAGCCUUAUUGUCCUUGAUGAAUUUGUCUAAACCAUGGGUUCCCAAACUCUGAUCCACAAGCCUCGUUCAGGUGGUCCAUGGUGUAUCUGUGGAUUUGUGACUGAAGAUGGUAGACAGCACACCCAUCACAUUAAAUACCUGUUCUGAUUUGGUAUUUUUAUUGUUUCUUUUAUUAUUAUUUCUGUGGAAUAAUGUGUGUGUGUGAAAGAGAGAAGUAAUUAAUUGACACCUUAUUUUCAGUAGCCCCUGCUUGUUGGUUGGUUGGUGACUUGUUCUACUUCUGUAGUUGAGGGUGAAAGUCAGCUCCCUUUCCCUUUGUACCCCACCAAAGCAAAUUACAGUUGUGUUUGGCUGCUUUGACCUCUUCCCCUCCAGAAAUGGAUGGUGGUGGUUGUUGUUUGAUUGGGGGCCUUCUUUACAGUGGCUUCCUCCUUUGAGGAGUCCUCUGGUUGCCUUCAUUACAGGCGACUCCCCACUUACAUGGGGGUUAUGUUCCGGUGCAUAAGUGGAAAACAUGUAAACACACUUUCAAUGCCCUCUCUCCCACUCUCUCUCCAAUCCAGAUCAAAAAUACUGUACCAAAAAUAUCCACAACUGGAACUGAAGCUGUGGGGCCAGCAGGAGGCUGGAGGACGUGCAGAAAGCAAAGCCCUGCUGCGCCUCCGGUCUCCUCUCCGCUCUCACUGAAGUCCUCUUCGGGCUGCAGGGAGGGUUUCCUCUUGAGCCACGAGGACUCUCCAGCGCUCUCCCUCCAUUUCCUGGUAUGAAUUAAAUUACAGUACAGGAGACUCCCCACUUACGUGGGGUUACGUUCCGGCCCCUUGUGCACAUAAGUGAUAUAUGUUUAAGUGGGGUGCACCCCACUGCGCCUCCAGCUUGCAAGGAGACCCUCCCUGGAGCUCAAAGGGGGUGUCCUCCUUGGGCUCUGGGGAGGGUCUCCUCACAAGCUGGAGGUGCUGUGGGGCUUGGUUGAGUCUCUCCCCCCACUUCUGGGUUUCAUGCGUAACCAAACCAAAAGCCUCCCCAAAUCUCCUGCUCUUGACACCUCCGAAAUGCCUUUUUGCCUGCCAACUUCUCAGCCUCAUGAGACCAGCACUGACCCUCCUCACUGCCCCCUAAGCAACUCCCAUCUUCCAGCAUCCCUCCUCUCAGGUGCCUCUGCUCCUGAAGCUACCCUCACAAAGCAUUCUCUGUCCACCCUGCGAGGCUCCCUCAGCUGGUACCUGCCACCAGGCCACUUCCGAGUCCCAAUAGUGCUUCGUGUCCAGCAGGGCCACCACUAGGACCAAAACAAGGCCCAGCCAGGGCACUCAAUUGAUGUUUGAUGAUUCAGCAGCAAACAGUGGGUUUUCCCAGGGAAAGCAGUGGGACAAUACUAAAACCUCUAGGACCCAUGACUAGAAAUCAUGGGACAAAGAGAAGUGUAGGUGAUCCCUGAGUCAGGCCAUUUAUCCAUUUAGCUUUGUAUUCACACUGACAGGCAGUAGUGGCUCUCUAGGGUUUCAGAUGAGGAACAUCCCCUGACAUACCUACCUACCUACCUACCUACCUACCUAGAGAUGCCACGGAAGAUUAAACCCUUUGUGGCAUCACAGUCAUGGCUACUUCUCUCCCUUUCUGCAGUUCACGCUUCUUGAAGGGGAUAAUCAAAGUUCUGUGGAGCUCCAUUGAAGGUUUAUCAGUGAAUAGCAGGCGUUAGAAAAGUUUCUGCUGCAGUUUACUUUGCACCCCCCGGCACAGUUCAGGACAGCGUGGUAUUGUCACAUCCCUGAAUCUGAUAUUGCAAGUGGAAUUGAUAAGAGGUGCAUGGCAAGGUGGUGCCUGGAUCACAGUAGCCCAGCCUCCCCCAGCCUGGCAGCCCCCAGAUGGCAGUGGUGGUCCAGUACAUGUGGUUGGGGAAGGCUGUGGUAGCCUGAUGAAAGCCGUGUGUCGAUUGCAUGUUCUUUGCAUGAUUGCUCAGCUGCUGCCCCCUGCGUGUUGCUGAGUGUGUGGUGUGGAGGCCUUCUCUUGCCCCUUGGAGAAUGACCCACAUGCCAGCCGUGUGCCACCCCUAUCCCCAUGCUGGAUCUUGCUGCCUUCUCUCCCCCGCCCCCCAGCUGAUGCAUCUGUCCAUGUGGUGAUCUGAUGCUUGCUCAUCAGUAAAGGUCAUGGCCGAGUCCCUGGGCAGAGUAGGGGCUCCGCUUCCUUCUCACCAGCUGCUCUGCUGCCCAUGAGAGAAAUAGGUUAGGCACCAAAUGGACAGAUGGAUGGGCAGCUUUGAGGCAGCAGACAGCUGGUUUAACCCACUGGGGGAACACGCCCCCCCCUUUGGUCUCUCUGUGUUUGGGUGCUUGCUGUUUUCUCCUGAGCAGGAGCAGCCAUGCAACUUCCAUGCAACUUUGCUCUGAAGAAGCAGGCAGACCUUCAGCAAGCAGUGUUGUCCAAGACAGUUCCUUCCUACAUCAGCCUGGGCAUGGAGGCUGCUUCUGUCUGUGGCACCCUUGACACAUUUCCGUUUAAAAAGCAAACUGGACAGGGGUGACUUGAUAGAGUUUCAUGAUUUUUUGGGGGGGGGGAGUUUCCCCCCUUUCCCCCCUGCCUAGUGCUAGAACCCCCUGAGUCCACACAGUGAAAUUAACCAGCAGCCAAAUUGGGGCAGACUAUAUAUAAAGAGUUUUGUUUAAUUGUAUGUGUAAUAUAAAUUAUCCAUAUAAAUAAUUUACGGAAUUACGGGAUUAGGAUGGUGAAUUCACAGCAGGGUUGGUGGAUGAAUCAUGGUUGUAAGGUAAGAACCCUUGACUGGUCUCUCUGGGAAAUAGGGGGCAGGAGGCUUCGACUUGAUCCAACAAAACACUUCUCGUGAUUGAGGUGGGGAAAAGGAUCUCCCCCCACCCGUGGUGUGUUUUGGAUCCCUGGAAAUUAAACUUGGGAUUGGAAGCAGCAGCCUGGUUUCAUGAGGAAGUCGGCUGAGACUGACUGACUGAUGACCACCUAGAUGUUGUAUUAAAGGCCUAAAGCAGCCACUUCCCCAACGUGGUGCCCUCCAGAUGUUCGAGACCACAGCUCUUACCAGAUAGCCAGCAAAGCCAAUGGGCAGGAUUGACGGUGGAGGGUUGGGAUCCAAAACAUCGUGGAGGCUGAGGAAGGUGCACACAGGCAGAGGAGAAGGGACAAUAUUGUGUAAUAAACCUGUACAGAUGGAGAGCCAGCCCACCCCGCCCUCCCUGCUUUCCUGUCUGAAUGCAAAGCUUUUAGGAUUAAAGAGGCCAGAGAUUUGACAGGAAAGUUGGGCUUUUGAGAGGCACGUUAUCAGGUGGGAAAGAAGUGGCAAAGCAGGAUGCCUCGACUUCCAGUGUGUUUCUGGGUCCAAUUCAAGGUGCUCAUGUUACCCCAAAUGACAUAGGCCACAAAUAUCUUAAAGGCCACCUCCUUCCCUACAGACCGUCUCAGGUGUUAAGAAGGGCCUGGCUGGUCGUACCGCCUCUCUUAGAAGUUUGGAGGGAUGCCUGAGGGAGGGCAUUCUCUUUGGCAGCUCCCCACAGAGAUGCAUCUGGAUUCCUCACUAUACGGGUGUUACACCUGUGUCACUUAAGCUGUGUGUUUUCAGGGCCCGCCCUAUUCUCGUGCACGUAAUAUGUUUUAACCAUUUUUAAUUCCGAAUUUUCCAUUGUUGUAACCUGCCCUGGGACCCACUGGUGAAGGGCAGGGAAUAAAUUUAGGAAUAUUAAUAGGAAUAAGCAGUGGCGUAGCGUGGGUUGUCAGCACCCGGGGCAAGGCAAGCACCGUAUUUUUCGCUCUAUAAGACGCACCAGACCACAAGACGCACCUAGUUUUUGGAGGAGGAAAACAAGAAAAAAAUUAUUCUGAAUCUCAGAAGCCAGAACAGCAAGAGGGAUCGCUGCGCAGUGAAAGCAGCGAUCCCUCUUGCUGUUCUGGCUUCUGGGGUAGCUGCACAGCCUGCAUUCGCUCCAUAAGACGCACGCACAUUUCCCCUUACUUUUUAGGAGGGAAAAAGUGAGUCUUAUAGAGCAAAAAAUACGGUAAUUUGCGCCCCCUAACCUGUGGAUUUUAGCACUCGAGUGCAAGUGCCCCCCCCAGAUGUUGCGCCCGGUGCGCCCGGCCCGCACCCCCCACGCUACGCCACUGGGAAUAAGUAGGCAUUGUGGCAAGGCUUUCCAAGGCGCAAGUGGGCUGCUCACAGACAGGCAAUUUUGGAAAAAUGGGGAGUGGGGGCAGAAAGCAAGCCUGUGGUAGAGAAACUUGGAAGCAGGAGGAAGGGUCUGCUGGGUGCCGAAGAGGACAGGCAAUGACCGAGGAAGACUUGAUAUUAUAGUCUGCCUUUUGAGCAGCAGAGCUUGGCUCUGAAAGCCAUAUUGUGUAACUGUGUGUGGUUUGUAAUGCAAGCCGGCCAGCAAGCGCCAGGUUCCUGCAGCGGUUGUUGCUGCCACCUCCAGAUGAGAAAACACAUGGAUCCUAUUUCUGAAUAGUGGGACUUCUCUGGUGCUGGGCUAACAGGUGUUCAGUACCUCCUGGCAUUAGCUCUUAACAUUUGCCAGGGAAAGAGUGGUGUUUGGUUGCGUCUAUAUCAGGAGCGGUUUUUCUGUUAAGUCUUGAGAUGCCAUGCAGAUUGGUUGGCCGCUAAAUGAGGUAAAACACAGCAUUUGGGUUCUUGCUUAUUGACAAAGGUUGUGCUGCUAUAAAUCUUUAAAUAAACCUGCAGAAACAAUGACGGUGAAUAUUAACUUUGUGUUUUCUUUUUCCCUCACUCUCCAGCAAAACUGUACAAUCUAAGGUGGACUGCAUUUUGGUAAGUAGCCUUGAAACCAAAGUUGCUUUCAUAUUCACCUAGUUUGUGCAGGGGGUGAGCCUCCUCUGCUUCCAACUCUGUCAGACGCUGCCAGCUUCUUUAAAAUACCCCAGGCUGGGAAGCUUGAAAUGGAAAGCUUUCUGUAGCUGACAGGGAGCAAAAGUACCCUCCUCUUGCAGAGUAGGCUUUUGUCUCAUCACAUGGGAAACAGACCCAGCAGUAAGCUAAAACUAGAUCUUUUAUUUAACAACACCACCCCCUACUUGUUUUAUAAGAAGCCAGGAGAAAAAGAGGUGAAAGAGAAACUGAAACUCACAACUCAAUACAGUGGUACCUCAGGUUACAUACGCUUCAGGUUAUAGACUCCGCUAACCCAGAAAUAGUGCUUCAGGUUAAGAACUUUGCUUCAGGAUGAGAACAGAAAUUGGGCUCCGGCGGCGCGGCAGCAGCAGGAGGCCCCAUUAGCUAAAGUGGUGCUUCAGGUUAAGUACGGACCUCUGGAACGAAUUAAGUACUUAACCUGAGGUACCACUGUAAGGCCAUUUUGCUUUCUGGGCCUAGAAUCCUGGGAAUUGUAAUUAGUUAAGGGUGCUGAGAGGGACGUGGGUGGCGCUGUGGUCUAAACCACUGAGCCUCUUGGGCUUGCUGAUCAGAAGGUCGUGGUUCAAAUCCCCGCGACGGGGUGAGCCCCUGUUGUUCGGUCCCUGCUCCUGCCAACCUAGCAGUUCGAAAGCACGCCAAAAAGUGCAAAUAGAUAAAUAGGUACCGCUCUGGCAGGAAGUCAGGGGUCCCUUUACCUUUUACCUUUAAGAGGUUCCAAAACUCUUUGCAGGACCCAACCAGCAACCAGCCAAUUUUUUCUCCACCACAGAAUGGGCAGGAGGCGCUUGGGCCUUAGUCUUUAGUGGCAGAAUUGCGCUCUCUCUCUCUCUCUCUCUGUCUCUCUCUCCUGGUUUCUAGCAGUGGAAAGAGAGUAGAGAGCCUUCUCUGAUUUGUAUAUAUACAUUGAUAAUGACCACAAAUAAAGUGAUUUUUUUGUCAUCUGGUAACUCAAAGGUUUAUCUGGGGCAAAACAAGCUCUGUGUGUGUGUUUGGUAGAACUCCCUCUUGCACUUUGAUGUGCUUUUGAACAGCUCCUGCCAACCUAGCAGUUCGAAAGCACGUAAAAGUGCAAGUAGAUAAGUAGGUACCGCUCUGGUGGGAAAGUAAACGGCGUUUCCGUGCGCUGCUCUGGUUCGCCAGAAGUGGCUUAGUCAUGCUGGCCACACGACCCGGAAAAACUGUCUGCAGACAAACAUCGGCUCCCUAGUCCUGUAAAGCGAGAUGAGCGCCGCAACCCCAGAGUCGUCUGUGACUGGACUUAACUGUCAGGGGUCCUUUACCUUUUUUUUGUUUUUUAAGGGUGCUGAGAGUUUUUAGGAGACCCCAGUUCCCAUCACAGUUUCAAGAAUACUCCUGGGAAGAUGGAUUGACUGUUAAACCCAUUAUAACUCUUAACAACUCUAAGUGCACCCUUAGCAAACUGCACUUCCCAGAAGUCUUUGGGGGAAGCCAUGGGUUUUUUUUUAGAAAAAAAGAAACUAUUAAUUUUCAGAAUAAAUGCAAAAUACAAACAACAUCAAAUAUACUGAUACAAAAGUAAAAUAAAAAAAUUGGAAGACUAGACUGGAUAAGAGAGAAAGGAAGAAAAUGGAAAAUAAUACCCUACAUUAAUUUGUGUGAUGCAUCUUUUACAAUCACAAUCCAAGGCACCUAGAAAACACUUUAUCCUAAUCUUCUAAAAUAUAUACUCUCCACAAACCUAAUGGGACCAUUGUUCAGUCUCUGUGAUAUAUAUCAAAUAUAUAGACUAAAUAGUAUAAAAAUGAUCUGAUUUAGAUUCUCUCCUAGUUACUUUUCUUUGAUAUGUAAGGCGUUUAGAGAGAGCUAGACUGUGAUUUAAUUUGUUGGCAGCUGCCCAGAUUGGCAGGGGUGACCCAGUCAGAUGGACGGCAUAUAAAUAAUGUAGUAGUAGUUGUUAAGGAAAAUUCUGGGUUGAGAGACUACUCAACAGCCCAGCUCCUCUGGGUACCAGUCCCCCGCGGGUCCAUGCGGUCAGUAAACGUAGGAAAUUCCAGACAAGCAAUUUGGUUUUCUUUCUUUUUUUUUAAAUGAUAUUUAUUAAGGUUUCAAAAGAAGGAUACAUAAAUAAGAAAGAGAAAAAUAGAAAAAAGAAAAAUACAAAAAAAAAAAUUAAAAACAAUUCCAUCAUUUCAUCACUUCUCUUUCAUUUACUUGUUUCCCGGACCUCCUCAUACCUCCCUUUUUUGUAUUCCAGUUCAAUUUAUUAGUCCAGCAAUUCCUUUCCCUCCUUUUUAAUCCUAAUCUUUAAUCUUAAUAUAUUAUAGCAUUAGGUUUUUACGUAUUGAAAAUCCAAUUUUUCCAUAUUCUUUUAUACCAUUACAGCUAGAAACCACUUAACUUCAAUCCAACAUCAUUCUAACAUUCAUUAAUUUUACAAUAUUUCUGUAAGUAGUCUUUAAAUUUCUUCCAAUCUUCUUCCACCGACUCUUCUCCCUGGUCUCGGAUUCUGCCAGUCAUUUCCGCCAGUUCCAUGUAGUCCAUCAUUUUCAUCUGCCAUUCCUCCAGUGUGGGUAGAUCUUGUGUCUUCCAAUGCUUUGCAAUAAGUAUUCUUGCUGCUGUUGUAGCAUACAUAAAGAAAGUUCUGUCCUUCUUUAACACCGAUUGGCCGACUAUGCCCAGGAGAAAGGCCUCUGGUUUCUUCAAGAAGGUAUAUUUAAAUACCUUUUUAUUACAUUAUAUAUCAUCUCCCAGAAAGCCUUAAUCCUUGGGCACGUCCACCAAAGGUGAAAGAAUGUACCUUCAGUUUCUUUACAUUUCCAACAUUUAUUAUCGGGCAAAUGGUAGAUUUUUGCAAGCUUGACUGGGGUUAUGUACCACCUGUAUAUCAUUUUCAUAAUAUUCUCUCUUAAGGCAUUGCAUGCCGUAAACUUCAUACCUGUGGUCCACAACUGUUCCCAGUCAGCCAUCAUUAUGUUAUGUCCAACGUCUUGUGCCCAUUUAAUCAUAGCAGAUUUCACCGUUUCAUCCUGAGUAUUCCAUUUCAACAGCAAGUUAUACAUCUUUGACAAAAUCUUAGUUUUGGGUUCUAACAGUUCUGUUUCUAAUUUUGAUUUUUCCACCUGGAAGCCGAUUUUCUUGUCCAAAUUGUAUGCCUCCAUUAUCUGAUAAUAAUGAAGCCAGUCUCGCACUUUGUUUUUAGUUUUUCAAAACUCUGCAGUUUCAAUCUAUCUCCAUCUUGUUCCAAAAUUUCCCAAUAUUUCGGCCAUUUGACCUCCAUAUUGAGCUUUUUCAGAGCUUUCGCUUCCAUCGGUGACAGCCACCUUGGGGUUUUAUUUUCCAAUAAAUCCUUAUAUCUUAUCCAAACAUUAAACAAUGCUUUCCUGACAAUAUGGUUUUUAAAUGCUUUGUGUGCUUUGACCUUGUCAUACCACAGAUAUGCAUGCCAUCCAAAUACAUUGUUAAAGCCUUCUAGAUCCAAAAUGUCAGUGUUUUCAAGAAGCAGCCAUUCUUUCAACCAGCAAAAAGCUGCUGAUUCAUAAUAAAGUUUAAGGUCUGGCAGGGCAAAUCCACCUCUUUCCUUUGCAUCUGUUAGUAUUUUAAAUUUUAUUCUGGGCUUCUUGCCCUGCCAGACAAAUCUAGAAAUAUCUCUCUGCCACCUCUUGAAACAGCCCAUUUUGUCCACAAUUUGCAAUGUUUGGAACAAAAACAACAUUCUAGGCAAUACAUUCAUUUUUACCGCAGCAAUACGACCCAGCAGUGAAAGCUUCAAAUUUGACCAAAUUUCUAAAUCUUUUUUCACUUUUCACUUUUCACAAAAGUCCAAGAAACUUUGUCAAAAACUUUCUUCGCGUCCACAAAUAUUAAAACUGCCUUAGUAUUUAUAUUCACUUGUAAUUUUUCUAAAAUAUUAAUUAUGUUUCUCAUAUUAUCAGAUAGAUGUCUUCCUGGGAGAAAGCCUGCUUGGUCCUUGUGUAUCUCUUCCAAGCAAUUUGGAGCAAAACAGCAGUCAGUAGGCUUAGAUCCUUUAUUGUUGCGCAACAGGUUCAACAGCAGCAAGUGAACCCAGAGCAUGGGGCAACAUUGACUUUUAAAACUUCCCACCACAUCCCAGAAUACAGUUCGCACAGCAUCAUUGAUACAUCAUCUUUACAUCACUGACGUGUCACCAAAGGGAGGGGUAGACAGGGGUUACACUAGUUCAACCUUGGCAAACAUGUCCAGACAAGUCCUUGGUCCAAGAUUAGCAUAGGCAAAACAUGUCAGGGCAAGACCCAGGUAUAAGAUUAGCAUAGGCAAACACCUCUGAAGUCCCAUCACCCAAAGUGCAAUAGAAUUUCCUUUGCAUGUCCGGACCCCUAUGCAAGACUGGUGAUGGGAUUACCGUAUUUUUCGCACCAUAGGACGCACUUUUUCCCUCUUAAAAAGCAAUGGGAAAUGUCUGUGCGUCCUAUGGAGCGAAUGCAGGGGGGAGGCAGGCGGGAAAAGCCCCCAAGAGCCGCACACAAGCUCCGUGCGCUCUUGCGGGCUUUUCCACAGGAGGGAGAAGGGACUGACUGGCCGCAUCAGUCCCUUCUCCCACCUCCCAGAAAAGCCAGGAGAAGCCGCGAUCUCUUUAAAGGGGUUACGUGGCUUCUGCGGGCUUUUGCGAGAGGUGAGGGAAUCCCCCCACCUCCUAGGAAAGCCAGGAGAAGCCGUGAUCUCUUUAAAGGGGUUGUGCGGCUUCUGCGGGCUUUUGGGAGAGGUGAGGGAAUCCAACCACCUCCCAGGAAAACCAGGAGAAGCCGUGCAGCCCUUUUAAAGUGCGCGCGGCAGUUUUGCGGGAGGUGGAAUUCCCCCACCUCCCAGAAAAGCCAGGAGAAGCCGUGAUCUCUUUAAAGGGGUUGCGCGGCUUCUGCGGGCUUUUGGGAGAGGUGAGGGAAUCCAACCACCUCCCAGGAAAACCAGGAGAAGCCCUGCGCAGCGUCUCCCGGCAAGGAGAGGCUGCACGGGGCUAAAGGGGAAGCCAAAACAGCGAGCGGGAUCCAUCCCGUUUGCUGCCUUGGCUUGCUCCAUAGCUGCGCGCAACCCCUCCGGCAAGGAGAGGCUGCACGGGGCUAUGGCUUCUUUAGCCCUGCGCUGCGUCUCCCGGCAAGGAGAGGUUGCGCGGGGCUAAAGAGGAAGCCAAAACAGCGAGCGGGAUCCAUCCUACUCGCUGCCUUGGCUUGUGCCAUAGCCGCGCGCAACCCCUCCGGCAGGGAGAGGUUGUGCACAGCCUGUACGCUGCUCUUUGGGGCUGGGGGGGGAAAAGAUUUUUUUUCUUGAUUUCCCCCCUAAAAACUGGGUGCGCCCUAUGGUCCGGUGCGCCCUAUGGUGCGAAAAAUACGGUAGGUUUUCCUUGGCCAACAGUCAGCUCAGCAAUUGUCACUUCUGGUUACUUCCUGGAGUCCCUUUUUCAAGGGCAAAAUAGCGUUGGAAUGGAAGAAACUGGCAAAGGAGUUGAUUUUAUAUUAUUUUUAAAGCUAGGUAACUUCCCUGAGCUGUCAAGUUGAAAGGAUACAUUCAGGCAUAAUAUUUGUAACAUUUUACAACUUUAAAGAUGUGCCCUCCCCCGUAAUUUCCGUAACAUAGUAGUAGUAGUAGUAGUAGUAGUAGUAUAUCCCAAACUCUACCCAACCAGUAAUCAACCAAGGGAAGUGAGCAAGAUUUCCAUUGACAGUCUAUUGACAUUCAUGACACCACUAGUAAUAGAAAUACCAGUUUCUUAUGAGAUACUGUGGGAUUUGUAUUGCUUUUUAUCAAAAGCAAGGCCAAUACUGGAUCUGGUGUUAGUGAUUGAUCUAUGAUUUGAGGGAUAAUGCUAAAAACCUUUAUCCAAACACUAUGUAAAACUUCACAUUCCCAUCACAUAUGAAUAUAUGUUCCAAUAGUAUUACUGCCUCACCAGCAUAGUGAAGAGAUGUUUAUAUUGAUUUCUGAAAGCCAUGCCGGAGUCCAAUACCACCUAAGUAUUGUUUUUAGAGUGGAUUCUUGAAUCCUAGAAGAUAGUAGUAUUCAAUGGAGCAUUUACUCAAAUUUGAACCUACUCAUGUUCAUCAAUCUGAAAUUUAAGGUCACCAUCCCAGGAUAUCCUAAGUUGCUGGGAGGAGCCCAUUGCCUAGCUUAUUAGCAACUUGUAAAUAUUGGAUACCAAACCUUUAAAAUUCAGAGAUGUUUGAGCAACUAAGGAUUCAAAAGUAGAGAAAGUAAACAAUCCCCCUUACAAGGUAGAGAUUUAGCAUAUGUAGUAAUUUGAAUUAACUGUGGUAUAUUUCCAAUCUUUUCCUUUAGGGUAGACAGGGAAGGAUGACUAUUAGGAAUAAUAUACUUAAUUCUAUAAAUUCCUGCUGCCUUCCAUUUUUUAUAUUGUACAUAUUUAUCUGUAAGGCAGAAUGAUGGGUGGUCCAGUACGGGAAUUAAAGGGGAUGUAGGCAGAGCUAAAUGUGAACACCAUCUCUUAAAGUGUUUAAAGUGGUAUGAUACUGAUUUAAAUGUAUAGUGCAGAUGGGGCCUAAAAGAUUGAGGACACAAGAAAUUUAGAGAAGAGUUCUGUAUUGAUUGCUGAAAUUGAAACCAUAGCAGUUUAGCUGUAAUUACAUUUUGUGCAAAAAUAUACACUCUUCGCUACUGACUGUGAACUCUGUUAAAAAUUCUGUAUUUAGCAAGAAGUUGAGAAGUUUACAGAUCUACAGAAACUCUACCUCUACCUUCAGCUGCCUUCUGGUCCUAGCAAUGGAGAGAAAAGGUAUGUACGUGUCAGAAUAGUCAUAUAAUUCACAUUUGCUGCCUAAUUUCCUGUUGUUUGGUGUGACAAACAGAUGUUUUGUUGAAAGGCUGCUGAGGAAGUUGGAAAGACAAAGAAGUCUGUACCUUGUGGCAGUCUGGCUGUGGCUCUGUCCCACUGCCCAGGACCAGACCUCAUCAUUGGGGUGGGGUUAGGGUAAUAGGCGUGAUAGAAAAGUGGGGUGGGGGUACUGCCUUUGCUGACCAGCUCCCUCUCCUUGUUGUCUCUGCCAUUGUGGGUGGUGAUAACUUUUUGUUCAUUAGAUAUUAUCUUUCCCUUCCUUUGAUAUCUCAAAAGUACACCUAUAUUCGAGGUGUUGGCAACAGGCAAAAUUGCAGAAAGCAGAUUGGUUAAGAGUCCAGGUGAUCUAUUGAAACUGGAACCUCCAUGGAACCCGAGUCUGCCAGUCUGUCCUUCCUCUGCUUUGGAUUCAGUACACAUUGGAUGGUAAUAUCGCAAUAAUAAAAGUCGUCCUAAUUGACCCCCUUUUCUCCUGGCUCAGCGAUCAGCUGUCUGUGUCAUCCAGCCGCGCCCAGCAAAUGCACGCCUUCUCCUGGAUCCGUAACACCUUAGAGGAGCACCCAGAGACAUCCCUCCCCAAGCAGGAGGUGUAUGAUGAGUACAAGUGAGUGUUUUCAAAUGUAUUGUGGGGAGGUGGGUUUACUUGUGCACUGGGAGAAUAUCAAGGAGGAGGGAGUCCCUGAUUAAACAAUGAAAUACUUACUUGUGCUGCAAAGCAGAACAGCACUGCACAAAGCUGGGCAGGGGGAGCCCUCUUGAAUAGUGGAGGGCAGGGGUCGGCAACGGUUUUUGAGGCCGAGCCGGUCCACUCCCUGGCAGACCUAUCGGUGGGCUGGAGUGUGCGCACCUGCGCUCGCUCAUGUGCUCAAGCUAGUUCCAGUGCUCUUCCGGGUCGGAAGAGCGUAUGCACAUGGGCGCUUCUCUGUCCCGCGUACACUAUUUUUGGCGCUCUUCCAACCUGGAAGUCGGUCCCCGCGGCGAGAAAAAAAAUGGCGCUGUGAAAAAAGCAUGGAAUCCCCACACCAAUCCACGGAACCCACUGCUGCCGCACACUCGCCUAGGCAUCAGCAGUGAUGGGCAGAGCAUGGCAUGUGUGUGGCAGCAGCACACAGCAGUCAGAGACCACACUUCGCUUUUCUUCAUGGGCAGGCCGGCCCUCCUGCUAGGUUCUGUCUCACUAGGAGAGUUGCACGGGCUCAGCCAGACAAUGGCAGAAUUGCUCGUUCAGCUUUCAGGUUCAGUGUGCUGGCAAACGUAGCCGAGCGUCUCUCCUCCCGUGGCUUUGUAAAUUAUUAAUCCCCGUUGUACGGCCUAUAAAAGUGAUCCCUUGACCCACAAAGGCUGCAUGGUAGAUGGCCGAGGCAACAGCGCUGGCGUGUGUGUGAACCAAAGGGCAACAGUAAAAGCUAUUUGAGUGCCGAAAUGUACUAGAUGGAAGUGGGGUGCUUGUCUGGGCACGGGAAGUGUUUCAUGCCCUCUGCUUUAUGCAUAGCACAGUAUUAGCUGCUCGGUAUUUUCAAAAUCAUUUGCUGCUUCCCACAUAAGGUGCUGGUUGUCACACCCUAAGCUGUGCACAGCACUUCUGCACUUGCUAGUCCGGCAUGAAAUUCUUCCCCCUUUCAAAGGCAGCCCUGUGGGUUCUGCCGUGCCCUUUCCCUCCUGCUUGAAGGCUUUCCCAAGGAAACCCCCAGAGGGGGUCCCCAUUACAGGUGUGUCUCAGAUGUGGUCCUCAGCAGCUGAGGAAAGCUGCCUCUUGGAUUCUCCCCUGGAAAGGUCACAUCCGGGCUGUGUGGGCAGGCGAUGAUGGGCGCUGCAGUAUCCUGCCUCCACUGUUAACUUGAACUGCCACUCCUGCCUGUUUCCUGCUGCACUUCCGAAGAGAAGGGAGGACUUUUGGGGACAGGUUAUAACUUAGUAGUAGAGUGCGGGCUUUGCAGGUGGAAUGACCCAAGGAACUUGUUUGGCUAGGGAUGAUGGGAGCUGGAGUCCUGCAGCAUGUUGGACCAUAGGUUCGUCAUCCCUGGUUUAAAAGGUGCAUACUGCUUUUCCAGAAAGUAGUCUAAAGCACUUUGGAGCUGAUUGACUCAACAUAGAUGGCCCUCAUUUUGAUCCUGUGCCUGAUCCCCUGUUUUUUUUUGGUGGGGGUUUGGUUGCUUAUCACUGGAGGGGCUGUAGCUGAAUGAAUGACAGAGCACAUGCUUUGUGUGCUGAAGGUUGUAAGUUCGGUUCCCGGCACUCCCAGUUGGCAGGCAGCUUUCUGUGGCCUAGUCAGAGCAUACCACUGACCAGGACUUUGGGGAAUUAAUAGCUGGACAGUACCAUGUUGGCUACCCUGGGUUAGAUAGGCCAGUGAUUUGGGGACAGGCCAAAGCUAUAUGGAUGGAUCAAGCUAUGGUCUUAGUAUAUAAUGUGCAUUAGCAGUCUAAGACAAUAGCCAGUUACAUCUGGGCAGCAUAGUUUCCUAUUUCUAAAAAAGGCUGUGUGUGAAUGAGGGGGAGAACAGGCUUGUCCCUUUUUUUUGCUUGGCUUUAGCCAAUUCCAGUCCUUCUUAAUGCAGGAGCAGGAAGCUUCCUACCUGCGGGUCUUAUGUACAGGUAUUACAAAAGACUGACUAGAGUCUUUGGAAUAUGUACUGGCCAGGAAUCAAAGAUCACACGGGAAAUGUUGAAUUGUUUGUUCAUCUGAAAACUUUUGUAGGCUGUCGGAGGAGCACCGUUUGGAAAACUUGUUUUGCUUUCUUGUCCAAACGUGUUGCAACAUUUGUGAAAAUUAUACUUAUAAAAUAUGAAAGGGGGUGGGUGGGAUCAGACCUGUUACUUAGGGACACUUACCCAUUAUAUGCAAGCCUCUUUGAGAUGAACGGAACCUCUCCAAACUGAGGCAAUGGGCUGUGAAAUUGCAAAUGCAAUUUAGUGUAAACAGGUGUAAAGUGAUGCACAUUGGUCAUGGGGGGGGGGAAUCUUCGUUUCACAGUUAUGCUGCUGGGGUCACUGGAGGUGACUGACCAGGAACAAGACCUUGGGGUUGUAGGGGAUAGCUUGAUGAAGGUGUCGGUCCAGUGUUCAGCAGCUGUGAAAAAGUUGAUCCAGGAAGGGAAUAGACUUCCAGGACUUCUGGGGAGGAAGAUGGCAGACUAGGCAUCUCUUGCGAGAUAAUUAUGUGGUGAUUAAAGAUAGCCAAGCCAUAAGUCUUGGUUGUCACACUCUCUCUGGGAAGACAGAGAGAACGGAAAAUAACAUCUGAUUUUCUGAAAAAGCAGCUUUCCAUGCUGGGAGACUGAGAAGUUUUGAGGGACCCAACAGGGGUGAGUAACCUAGACCAGAGGAACUGCUCAAACACCUCAUAGUAGUCCUGAGAGUGAGUCCUUAGGGCGUAAGGCCAGCAAAACCUCCAUUUAUUUUAAUUACUUUUAAGACUGUUAGAAAUUACAACUGAAGUGAUGGUUGAAAUUUGAGUCUGGAAUGUGAACUGAUUCCUGGCUUAAGAAGAGACAAUCAUUAAAUAGCUGAAUGCAAAACAGAAAGCAUGUUUUAAUUCUUUGUGUCUAAGAAAGAUUCUAAACGGUUAAGGGGUGUUCCAACUGUUAGAACUCUUUAUUUUAUUUUGUUUUAUUUUUAACCUUUCGUCCCUUUGGUGAAAGUGCUGGCUGCAAAAGUUAAACUAGUUUAUCUAUGCCACUGUGGGAAAAGAAUGUGGUCUGGAGAUAAGGAGACUAAGAUCUUAAGGUGGAGAGUGAAUUGUUAAUAAAACCAAGAACAUUCAGUAUGGCAGAAACACUGUUGGGCACCCCAUUGACUGCUGGCAUCGUGCAGCGACUACUAUAUGAGCAAUUAAAAGAAAUCAGGGCUGAGAUGGAUAACACGGUGAAUGAAAAUGGAACAGAUAAAUAAUGUGGUUAAAGAAGACGCAGAACCUUUGGAUAAUAAUACUGAUAAAGGACUGUCAGAACAGGAGUGUGGAAUGGUAGAGCUGGGAAGGUCCACCCCCUUCUGUGUGAGACAAGAAGUAAGUUCUAGCUUUGAGAGAGGGCUUUGUAUUUACUUUGGGUUUUUUGUUUUUUGCUUUUUAAAAUUUAGAUUAGUUUGCUUUUUAUUUCAUUGUAUGAUGAAAAGGUUUCCACAAAAAUUUAUGUGGAGAAAAAUAUAAAAAAAACUGCCAGUAUCGUUAUGCCGUUAUACAUAUAUGUGGUUGAGACCAUACUGGAAUUCUGUGUACUCUUCAAGUUGCCUCACCUCUGAAAGGAUAUUGCAGAGCUGGAAAAGGUUUAGAAAAGGGCAACUAAAAUAAUUAAGGGGUUGGAGCAACUCCCUUGCAAUAAAUGGUGACAACAUUUGGGUUUUUUAAAUUUUGAGAAAUGGUGACUAAGGAGAAACAUGAGGUGAAUAAAUGAUGGAUGGUGUGCAGAGAAUGGAUAGGCCUCUCUCAUAAUACUAAAGGUUGGGGACAUCCAAUGAAGCUGAAUGUUAGGGCAGACAAAAGGAAGUACUUCUUCACAUAGUUUAACUAUGGGAUGCACUCCUAUGAGGUGUAGCGAUGGCCACCAACUUGGCUGGUUUUUUAAAAGGAUUAGACAAAUCCAUGGAGGGUAAGGCUAUUAACAGCUACGGCCCUAAUGCCUGUGCUCUACCUCAAUGUGCCUUUGAAAACAAGCUGGUGAUCGCAGACGAGGAGAGCCUUCUUGCCGUGUUCAGGACCGCGACAUAGCGCAUCAUAGCGGACAUGUGGUUGACUACUGCGGGAAUGGAAUGUGGGGCCAAAUGGACCCUUUGGCCUGAGCCGGCUUAAGUUGUCACUAGACAAUCUCAUGGGGAAAUUAUCCUGGGGAUGGGAUGGGAUCAAACUGUAGCUGGAUUCAUGUGGUCCAUAAAAAUGGUUGGAGCUGGUAGCCUGGAGGCAGAGUUGGGCAACCAGGUGGCUAGACCCAACCAAGUAGGCAUGCGGGGGGAAACAGAGCAAGGCAGCAGCCUCUGUGACUGACUGGGACCCCUGCAGCUAAGGCCACUGUGGGGCUGUCCUGAGAGGGAGCCUGGCUUUUCCAGGGCUGCUGACCCUGUUUCUUUGGUACUCCAGGAAAAGGCCAAAGCACCAGACAUGUGGAUUCGGCCUUAAAUGCUGCUUUGCUGAUCUAGAUAAUUUAAUACUAAUUAUUUAUUAUUUCUACCACACCCAUCUGGCUGGGUUUCCCCAGACACUCUGGGCGGCUUUCGACAGAACAUUAAAAACAAGAUAAAACUUCAAACAUUAAAAACUUCCCUAAACAGGGCUGCCUUCAGCUGUCUUCUAAAAGUCGGAUAGCUGUUUAUUUCCUUGACAUCUGAUGGGAGGGCGUUCCACAGGGUGGGUGCCACUACCGAGAAGGCCCUCUGCCUGGUUCCCUGUAACCUCACUUCUCGCAGUGAGGGAACUGCCAGAAGGCCCUCGGAGCUGGACCUCAGUGCCUGGGUAGAACGAUGGGGGUGGAGACGCUCCUUCAGGUAUACUGGGCCGAGGCUGUUUAGGGCUUUAAAGGUCAGCACCAACACUUGGAAUUGUGCUCGGAAACGUACUGGGAGCCAAUGUAGGUCUUUCAGGACUGGUGUUAAAUGGUCUCGGCAGCCCCUCCAAGUCACCAGUCUAGCUGACGCAUUCUGGAUUAGUUGCAGUUUCCGAGUCACCUUCAAAGGUAGCCCCACGUAGAGUGCAUUGCAGUAGUCCAAGCGGGAGAUAACUAGAGCAUGCACCACUCUGGUGAGAUAGUCCAUGGGCAGGUAGGGUCUCAGCCUGCAUACCAGAUGGGGCUGGUAGACAGCUGCCCUGGACACAGAAUUGACCUGCGCCUCCAUGGACAGCUGUGAGUCCAAAAUGACUCCCAGGCUGCGCACCUGCUCCUUCAGGGGCACAGUUUCCCCAUUCAGGACCUGGGAGUCCCCCACACCCACCCACCCCCUGUCUCCCAAAAACAGUACUUCUGUCUUGUCAGGAUUCAACCUAAAUCUGUUAGCCGCCAUCCAUCCUCGAACCGCCUCCAGGCACUCACACAGGACCUUAACCACCUUCACUUGUUCUGAUUUAAAAGAGAGAUAGAGUUGGGUAUCAGCCUUGCCCCAGUCCUGCUCUCAUUCAUUUCUACUUGUUUCCCUUUUGUUUCAGGAGCUAUUGUGACAAUCUUGGAUACCAUCCGUUAAGUGCUGCUGACUUUGGGAAGAUCAUGAAGAAUGUCUUCCCCAACAUGAAGGCUCGCCGUCUAGGCACAAGAGGAAAAUCAAAAUAUCCUUUGUGGAAAUGUCUUUGAAACCAUUUCACUUAACUUUCCUGGAAAUCAGGGUCAGCAUCAAAGGGUGGCAUUCCCCUGGACCUGUUCCUCCUCUUCACUGCGGCAGCCUGCUUGUUCACCUGUCCUUCACUCUUGCAAGGAAGCAACAGUGGCAGGGAGGAGAAAGAAGGCUGGCCAUUUGCUCAUUGACAUUGUCUGGCAAGAGCAAGCAGACAAUGGCAGUGGUGAGGCCAAGGUAGCUUUGGCCAUGAGUAGGGGGAGCACAGGGGGGCAGUUUGCCUCACUAUAAGAGUGGGGGUCCAUUGAAGGCCUGGAAGGAACAAUAGAAAGACAGAGCUCCUCUCUUAACCCUUGAUCAUUUUUGGAUCAUGCCUGCAUUUCUGCCCUUAAAUUCAGAAAGGACGUUCUGUUGACCAAUCAGCUUUGUAUCUAUGUUAGGUCUGUGUAAGAAAGUUAAUUUAAUGCAAAGGGAAACAAUGCAAUUUUACAAUUAUUUACACCUUAAUUUUUAAAAAUCACGUAUUGCUAUAGUGGACUUCGGAAGAAAGCUUUUGUGCAGAUGCCGACACUCCCCAACCUUGACUUCCACAAAACUGCCGAUGGGGUAAAGUAGACACCUGAGCUGUUGGGCAGAAUGAUUAAGACCUUUUAGGUAGAAGAAAAGGGCUUUAAGGAAAGCUGACAGCUUAGCGUUGCAGAAUUAAAGAUCACUGGGUUUGCUUUGCAGAAGUUGGAAUGUUUAAAACGAAGGGAUUUCAUUAUGUAGUAAAAUGGGAAGGAGGCACAACCUUUUAAAACACAAGGUAAACCAUAAGGUCAAAGACUCCUCUGACGCUUGAGCUUGUUACAUUUCGCGUACACAUUGGGUGGGAAGAGAACAGCUCCUCUGCUUUCAGAAAUAUACUGCUUGUCACUUUGGAAAUGUUGGGGCCAGGUGCCUGCCACAAGACACAAAGAGCAUGUUUUCACUAUAUAUUUUUGCAUCUGUCCAAAUGCAGAUGUGACCACCUCAUGUCUGCAAGCAGUAGUGUGGGAAAUGGCAUUAAAAGAGGGGGCAGAUUUUAUCCAUAACUUUUUUUGGGGGGGAGAGCAUCUUUGGGGGCCCUCCAGAUGUUGCCACACUCCAGACUCCCAUCACCACCGUCCAUAACCAUUGGCCAUGUUGGCUGAUGGGGACUGAUUGAGACCAUCAACAUCUGGAAGUUCCCCGCAGGCAUUCCAUAAGCACUUUUUUGAAAUGAGCAAACCUGAUUUCAAUUUCCUUUUGUUAAAAUGGUUACUGAAGCUUAGAGUAUGUUUUAUAUCAGGUGUAGGAAAUUUUGCAGAGCCACCAUGACAGUGUCUGAAAUAAUUUUAAAAGGCUAAAUCAGAGUGGAAAACCCACUUCAGGUCCUUCAAGAACCCCAACAUAAUGCCAGAAUUCUUUUACUUACCUUACUGUGUUAUGGAAGGGACACCAUGGAGCUUGUGGCAAAAAUAGUGAAUCCUUUUCAAGGGAAGCAAAGUAUCAACAAACCCUCACUCAGGCCUUCCUUAAGCAGCAGCUCAGUACUAGCCCCAAUCUCCAUGGCUAGAUUGAAAUGCUGUGUACUUUUCACGUACUAUAGUGAAGCUGUUGCUGUUGCUCAGGGUCUCCUUUUUGUUUUUGUUUCAGCUGGAAGGGGCAGAGUCCUCUGGGCACCUGCAGAGCGCCGACGAAGAGGUGGUGUCAGCUGCCUGCCAGCUGGUCUGCCAGUGGGCCCAGAAAGUGCUGAGCCAGCCCUUCGAUUCCGUCUUGGAUCUGGCCCGCUACCUGGUCAAAAGCCACUACAUAGGCACUAAAUCAAUGGCAGCUUUAACCGUGAUGGCUGGUGCCCCGGCAGGUGAGGAGGUUUGGCUUAGUGCACCACUUGAUGUGCUGUUCCUGGGAGGAGAAAAACUGUUGGCGUUUUCCAUGUUAUAAGGGGGCGGGGUUGGAGGGUUCAUAUUCCCCUGCUAUAAAUAUGAGUGUGGUGGGCCCAUGCUGAAAUCUCAACAGAUUUCUCUUGAAAAGGCAUUUUGGGACUUUUUUUUUUUUUUUAAGUAAUUUUUAUUAAAGUUUUAAACAACAAAGAAAUAAAAGAAAAACAUACACAAUACAUAUAACAAAAACACAAAAAACAAAAAAACAAAAGUAAGAUUCAACAAUAAAAAUACAAGAAACAUAACAAUUAAAAACAAUAUUUCUGUUUCAUUUCCGUUUUUUAGUUGCUUAUUUUCUGGACUUCCUCAUACCUCCCUCUUUUGUAUUCCAAUCCAAAUUAUUUGUCCAGCAGUUUCUUUUCCACUUUUUAAUCCCAAUCUUUAAUUUGAUAAGAUAUUAAAAUAUAUAACUUCAACUUCUUUAAACCUAAUCCUUGGUCUUAAUAUCAUAUACCAUUAAAAUUUUCCCUCUUAAUAUCAAAUUUCCAUUUCUUUAAACAUCUUUAAUCUUAAUCUUUAAUCUUAGUCUAUCAUUAACUUUAACCUGUACAGCUGGAAACCUCUUGUUUUCAGUCCAACAUCACUCUAACAUUCCUUAAUUUUGCAGUGUUUCUGAAGAUAGUCUUUAAAUUUCUUCCAAUCUUCCUCCAUCAACUCUUCUCCCUGGUCACGGAUUCUACCAGUCAUUUCCGCCAAUUCCAUAUAGUCCAUAAGUUUCAUCUGCCAUUCCUCCAGCGUGGGAAGUUCUUGUGUCUUCCAAUACUUUGCGAUGAGUAUUCUUGCUGCUGUUGUUGCAUACAUAAAGAAAGUUCUAUCCUUUUUUAACACCUUUUGGCCGACUAUGCCCAGGAGAAAGGCCUCUGGUUUCUUAGGGAAGAAGGUAUACUUAAAUACCUUUUUUAAUUCAUUAUAUAUCAUUUCCCAGAAAGCCUUAAUCUUUGGGCACGUCCACCAAAGGUGAAAAAUGUACCUUCAGUUUCUUUACAUUUCCAACAUUUGUUAUCGGGCAAGUGAUAGAUUUUCGCAAGCUUGACUGGGGUUAUGUACCACCUGUAGAUCAUUUUCAUAAUAUUCUCUCUUAAGGCAUUACAUGCCGUAAAUUUCAUACCUGUGGUCCAUAACUGUUCCCAGUCAGCAAACAUAAUGUUAUGUCCAACGUCCUGUGCCCAUUUAAUCAUAGCCGAUUUUACCGUUUCAUCCUGAGUAUUCCAUUUCAGCAGCAAGUUAUACAUUCUUGACAAAUUCUUAGUCUUGGGUUCUAACAAUUCUGUUUCUAAUUUGGAUCUUUCCACCUGGAAGCCAAUUUUCCUGUCCAAUUUAAAGGCAUUUUGGGACUUUUGGUUCAUUCUUGUUGGCCUGUCAGUAAUCCGGUUUGGGGAGCAGAGUUUUCUAUGCACUGGCUCCAAGGAUUAUUGCAUGUUGUCUGUCUGUCUGUCUGUCUGUCUGUCUGUCUCUCUCUCUCUCUCUCUGUGUGUGUGUGUGUGUAGUUAGAGUUCCAUUAUCCUGUACACUGCUUAGAAAUAUUAAACAUAUUAGCGGUUUGGAAGUACUUCUUAAAGAAAGAAACUUUAACAAGGGGGCCACUUGGGACAAAUUCCUUCCUAUAUUAAACUGAGGGUGGUACAGUCCCUGCAGUGGGAUCCUGCUAUUUCACCUGAUAGGUGAGUUUUCUGUAUGCAGGGUAUUUUAUUGUUAAAUAUUUCCCCACUGUAUGACCGGAAGCAGUGCAGUCUGAGGAAGGCCUUUUCUCCUGAAAGUCCGUGUGCCACUUGGCAUGCAAGCAUCUCUUAUCUGCCUGGGAAACGUUUGGUCUCUUGUCUAGAGCUGCAGCAAUGACUCUGCGUGGGGGGGGGGGAACAGGCCUAACUCUGCACCAUGGAAAGACCCACCAGCUAUCUGGUUGCAAUACAGGAGGGCCUACAGACUCCUGCAGCAGGUGGACUUUACAAUCGUUUAGUUGUUGUUAUUUCCAUUUUACAACUUCUAUUUUCAUUUCUGUAUACAAGGAGGAGACUUGUGUCUCACAGAGAUGUGUUGGCUGGGGACCUUACAAAAUUUAUUCACUGCCACCUCCUGCCAGGCAUUUGAGGUGUUCUUAGGCAACAGUGGGAAACUCCCGGCCUUUGGGCCCAGUUAGGCCUGGCACAGGUCCCAGCUUGGGUCAUGAGGUGUUUCCCCACAAACCGUGCCUGUGUGAUGUCAUAUGUGGGGCAGGUAUGUCCAAGACUACAGAGGGAUAACUGGAAGCUUAAUGUGAGCUCCCAAUUCAAGUGGGGCUCCUCACUGGGAGUUCCUUACCUUAGCUGAGGAUUAAAGCAAGACCCUUUGAAGGCACACACCCUGCACCAGUCAGCUGAUUAGUGCCAAAUGCACGCCUUUAAAGGAGGUUACUGCAGCAGCUGACCAGCAGUCACAACGACCGCCUUUGAACUUGGACAAUAGUUGUUGUGGUUAAGCAGGCUGUGUGGCUUUUGCAGUUGUAGUGUUGCUGAUAAGCCUGGUGUUGUGCUCCUGCAGGUACCUGAGGGCACAACCCUCUCCUCCUGUGCAAGUGAAUCCGAACUGCGUCUGAAGAGCUCGGCCGAGGAUUGUGUGGGCCAUCGUUUCCCAUGCUGGUGCCCCCCUGCCAUUUGGGACUACAACUCCCAUCAGCCACAGCAUCGUAUGACUGAGCUGGCUGGGGCUGAUGGGAGUUCUGGACCAACACAGCAGGAAGGCUGGUGUAGGUGCUCAAAUGGCAGGCCUGCCUUACCCGCCCUCCUCCUCAUCUUUUCCAGGAAUCAAAGGGAUCCCCCAGCCUUCGGCUUUUGUCCCAACCGCAGAGAGCAAUUCCUUCCAGCCCCAGGUGAAGACUCUGUCCUCCCCAGUUGAUGCAAAGCAGCAGCUGCAGCGGAAGAUCCAGAAGAAGCAGCAGGAGCAGAAGCUGCAGUCGCCUUUGCCAGGAGAGUCCCCGGCCAAGAAGGUGGAGGGCACCACCAGCAAUGGGGUCACCAGCCUUUCCAAUGGGAGCCCAGCCAUCUUGUCUCCUCAGCCCAUUGGCAUUGUCGUGGCUGCUGUUCCCAGCCCUAUAACGGUAAGCUGUGGGCGUGGAUCUUGGUAGACACAGGGGGCCCUAAACCUUUUGCUGACCUCCCCAUGGGCUUCCAGGUGGGUAAUAAAUUGGGGUGGAGUUAUCUUGGGUACUGUGUAUGAUGAUUAGUAGAGGAAGACAGAUGAAUUCAAAGUUAUUUUCUCUGGAGAUUUAUUUGGGGGGAAUACAUGGAAGGAAUUGAACUGAUUUGUAGCAGGCUUUAAAAAAAAAUUAAAUGGGGUUAAACAAAUGGAAGCGAAAGUGAUUUGGGGUGAUCCGAGGGUGGGGUGCAGAUUUAUUGUAGAACUUUUUCUGGUGUGAUUUGGAUCAGGAAAUUAUCUGGCUUGGCCUUCUGUGACAUUUAAAAUCUAAGCGUGAAUCUAUAAAUAAUAAACUAGCAUUUACGGAUUUUAUGCAGGUUUGCGCCUGUGGCCCUGUGCUUUCAUGUACCUUGCAAGAUCCCUGACAAUUGGGAAAUGCAGCUAUGCUCUCCUUUCUUGUUCCUUGGUGAGGUCACCCGACGGUCGGGGUGGGGGAGAGAACAGGAAGCCUGGGGGGGAAGAGGGAGGGGAGGAGUCUCCCUUGCUGAAAAAGUGGAAUAAGGCAGGUAGAGAGGUAGGAAAAAGGUGCAGCUGAGAAUCAACAUGUGGCAGCCACAGGGAGUCACAUGGAAGUUUGACGGUGGCAAUGAAGAGAUCCUUGGCGAUUUUGUGAGGGUUGUGGACUGUCAGUGCAGCAGAGUGGACGAAAGAUGAGUUUCAGUGGACAGCCCACUCUAAGAGUUUGGACAAUAGUUGGUGAGGCAGGAGGUGUUGAGGAAGCCUUUUUUUGAGAAUGGGGAAGAGACACGUGUUUGGAAGCUGCAGGAGUUGAUUUUUGAUUGACAUGAGUGGGUCAGAGAAUAAAAAACAUAGGGCAUGGGAGAUUGUAAGGUGGGGGGCUGUGUGACUGGUUUUAUAAAAGGAGUAACUGGAACCUCAUUUCCCUCCCCCCACAGGUGCCGAGGACCCGGCAGUUGGUGACGUCGCCUAGUCCUGUGGGUUCAGCCGAUGGCAAAGUUCUCCCGCUCAACGUCCAAGUGGUCACCCAGCAUAUGCAGUCGGUCAAGCAGUCACCAAAGACCCCCCAGAAUGUUCCCGCCAGCCCUGUGGGUGAUCGUUCUGCCAGGCACCGCUACCCUCAGAUCCUGCCCAAGCCUGCCAACACCAGUGCCCUCACCAUCCGAUCCCCAACGACAGUGCUGUUCACAAGCAGCCCCAUUAAGACCGUUGUCCCUGCUCAGCACAUGAACGUGGUGAAAAUGACCACCAUCUCCCUCGCUCCGAGCAGCAGCAGCACCGGCAGCACGCCGGUCAAGCACACGCCUUCAGUUGUCAGCGGUUCCGGAGCAGCCGAUGAGUUGAGGACUGUCCCGCAGAUUCAGAAUGGGUCCGUCGUUUCGCUUCAGUCUCCAGGGCCCAAAGCUGGUGGCAGUGGAGGAGCAGCAGGAGGAGGCUUGGCUCCCUCUGCGUCUUCAGUUGAGGUCAAAAUGGAGCCAGAGGCAGCCCUGGAGGAGACAGUGCUGCGGUGCCAAGAGAACUCAGACGCCUCUAAAGUUGCAAAGGUUGCUCCAAGCACCUCAGUUGGGCAGCAGAGGAAAGGUGAAGCAGAACUGUGGAAAGGUCAAGCCGAGGAGGUCCGCGGAGACGGGAAGUGUGUCCAGGGCUGUGACCCGAGAGCCGAGGAAGCAGGAAGGAAAAGCCUUGCCCAGCCCACUGAAUCCCACCCUGUUCCCACAUUGGAGAUCAGCCCUGGCACGAUCACUCCCUCGGUUGCUAUGCAGACCUUCUCUGGCACCAGCAUCCCUGUGCCUCCCGGUGGUGACAAAGUGUGUGCUAAAAGCCCAAGGAAGCGGCUGCCAUCUGCCUUUACAGACUCCCAGGGCCCCCCAGUCAAGAAGCUCUCUGUGGGGCAGGUCUCUGCAGCCAGCACAGAAGCCCCAAAAGCGGGAGGUGUGAAGAAAGUGCAGCAGAGAGUGGUGGCUGUGGCCAAGAGCGACGGGGCUGCAGCACUUGUGCAGGUGCCUGGCAAGGUGACCAUCAAAGUCCAUUCUGCGGUGCCCAGCAGCUUAGUGACCACUUGCCCCCUGGACGCCGACCUUGUUCUUGACUCCAGCGAUCCCACUUUAGGGCAGCAGCUGGCAGACUCCUCUUCAGACAUCAAAGUGAAGUUGGAAGGGAACGUGUUUGUCUUAGAAAGCAGUUCCCAGCCCAGUGACGGCUUUAGCCCCAACAUAUGGCAGCAUCUAGCAAAGAGCUCCGACUUUGCCCCUCUGAACUGCGAGCAGCAGCCGCUGCAGGAGGACGUCGGUGUUAUGGCUCUUGCGGAACACGCUGGCGGCUCGGAGGCCUUGCCGAAGUCUGUCUGGGAGCCAGUGCACUUUGAAGGGCUCCAGCAGGCAGCUGCCUACGGCCAGCAGGUGCAGAGCCAGGGGCCAGAGCCCUCUCUGGAGCAGCAGCUGCAAGCGCAGGCGCCAAGCCAGUUAGCUUUGCAGCCGGAGCUCAAGGAGUUUGAGGAUGCCGCCUCGCAGUCCAACGAGAACUUCUUCUCCUUCGACGACGACCUGACCCAGGACAGCAUCGUGGAGGAGUUGGUGCUCAUGGAGGAGCAGAUGUCCAUGAACAGCUCUCACCUGUACGGAAGCUCCUUGGGCAUGGCCCUCCAGAGCCAGGGGGCGGCCCAGGGGGCAUCCCUGUCCUCUCACGCGAGCAGCACCCACUUCUACCACCCGAUCCACAACAGCGGCACCCCUGUCCACACCCCAACGCCCACGCCCACCCCGACACCUACUCCCACGCCCACUCCAACGUCCGAACUCAUUGCGGGAUCGCAGGGCGUGUCGCGAGAGAGCCCCUGCUCCAGGAUGGCUCAGACAACGCCCGUCGACAGUGCCCUGGGGAGCAGCCGGCACACGCCAAUCGGCACGCCCCAUUCCAACUGCAGCAGCAGCGUCCCGCCGAGCCCCGUGGAAUGCAGGAACCCCUUUGCCUUCACGCCCAUCAGCUCCAGCAUGGCCUACCAUGAUGCUAGCAUCGUCUCCAGCAGCCCCGUCAAGCCCAUGCAGCGGCCCAUGGCCACGCACCCCGACAAAACCAAGCUGGAGUGGAUGAACGCCGGGUACAGCGGAGUGAGCAACCCGCCCGUCUCCAGCCAUGGGAUCCUCCCGAGCUACCAGGAGCUGGUGGAAGACCGCUUCAGGAAGCCCCACGCCUUCGCCGUUCCCGGCCAGUCCUACCAGUCUCAGCCGCGGCACCACGACGCCCAUUUUGGCCGCGUGACUCCUGUCUCUCCCGUCAGCAGCGCCGGCAGCAAGCAGGAGGGCUUCGCUGUGCCUGCGCCCCUCGACGGCAAAGGGGCGGGUUCCUCCCAUAACAGCAGCUUCAGGUGCCGGAGCGUCAGCCCUGCCGUCCACCGCCAGCGCAAUCUCAGUGGGAGCACCGCUUGCCCUGCUGGCAAUGUGCUGCGCUCCAGCACGACGACGGCCGCGACCGCAGCGCCCUUCGGCAGCCCCGUCACUCCGGAAGUCCACAACACCUUCAGCGCCGUCCACGCGGACGCAAGUGCCAGCAGCCUUGCACAGAGGAGCCAGUCGGUCCCCUUGACCGUCAUGAUGCAGACGGCUUUCCCGCCUCCUCAGAAGCAGGCGAAUUCUAAGAAGAUAACAAAUGUCCUGCUGAACAAGCUCGAUUCGGAUAACGAUGACGCAGUGAGGGGCCUGGGGAUCAACAACAUGCCCUCCAACUACACAGCCAGGAUGAACCUGACCCAGAUUUUAGAAACUUCCUCUUCCACGUUUCCGAGUGCCAACGGCCAGAACGUGCUCAGCCCCAGCCCUUCGGUUUUCGAAUUCCAAACACCAAGUUACCUCACGAAGAGCAGCAGUGCUGAUCACACCCCUUUUGCUCCUGGAGAUAACCAAGCACAAUCGGAGCCUCUGGAGGAGGAGGAGCAGCAGCAGCAGCAACAGCUGGAUUUCAGCAGCACCGUGAAAGACUUCCUGGGUGAGGGCAGCCUCCAGAGCAGCCAGCAGCUGGCCAACCAGGUGGCUUCUGAUCUCAGCAACGUGGCCUCCGUCUUCUCCAAUGACAUCAGGUUGGCUUCCGAGCUCUCGGGAAGCAUUAACGAUUUGAACACGCUGGACGCCAACCUGCUCUUUGACCCGGCUCACCAGCAGGGCCAGGACGAUGAAGCAACACUGGAAGAAUUAAAGAACGACCCCUUGUUCCAGCAGAUCUGCAACGAGUCCAUUAACUCAAUGACUUCGGCAGGUUUCGAUUGGAUGGAGAGCAAGGACCAUCCUGCUGUUGAAAUGUUGGGUUGAAUCUUUUUUUAAAAAAAAAGAUUAAAAAAAAUUAAAUAAAUAUAUGUAAUAUGAUGUAUGUAGCACACUGUAUCUAAAAGACAGACAGACACUUUGUAUUUGUCUUAAUGGAAGUGCCUCCUGCAGCAGAAACAUUGACUAUGACUUAAUUGUGGCAUUUUUACAAAACGGAAAAAAAACCCAACAACAACCAACACCUUUUGCUCCACCAGCUGCUCUAUUCUUCAGCAGGGAAUAUUCAGUCUUACCCAUUUUAAAGACUUUUCUGAAGGAUACAGCCUGAUCCAGAGCCAGUAUUAGAUUUUAAAAAAUUUUACUUACCGAACAGCACUUUUUUGCUGUUGCAAAAGAAAAAGUGGCCGGGGAGGUUCCAAGAGUGUAGUGAGUCUAAAUUGCUAAGGAAAGGGGCUCGCCAGUUCCCCAAGCAGUGUUACCUGGCUGCUCCUCCCUCUGUUCAUUUCAGUCAGUGCCGCCCUGAGUCCCAUGUUGGGCUGCUGUUCCCUAGGUUACCAAGCAAGCUGCACUGGAAGGAGUGGAGGCCACGCAGCAACCGUGUUCCUCGGAUGGAGAGGGCUACGUGCACUUGGGUGUGGACACGGGGCCCUUGCACAUGCUGGCGCAUCCCUUGCGCUGGAGGGCCUGCACACAUCUGUGAGGAGCGAGCCUGUAGAGGAAACGGGGGAAGCGGUCCAGGAGGCAAGAGUUCCCUGUGUAUAUCAGCACAGGUUGCUUGGUUGGGUGAUGGACUUUAAAUGGCUGCUUCCCAAAGAUUCUGGGCUCGCUAUCGCCCCCUCUGUUUCAUUGCUGUUAGAGAACCACAGAGGUGGGGGUCCCAGCUGUGGAUAAUGGCGGAGGAAGACUUGGGUAAAAACUGACCAUACAGCUUAGAAGGUGGACGGUGUGAGAACGCUAUACUUAGACACCAAUACAACUUAAAAUGACAAUAAAGGGCUAAAAGGGGGAGCGGCAGAUAGGAACUAUCAAGGAAUGAGAAAGAAGCACUAAAAUUUUAUUGGGAAGUGUGUGGGGGUGUGUGUGUGCUUAGCCUUCUUUAGUUGCUUGAAAAUCUCAGCUUAAAAAUCUAUCUGUUUUUAUUGGUUUUAAUAUCCUUGAGAGGAAACGUAUUUCUGAGCCUUGAAACUUCAUAAGACUUCAUUCCGUUCUGUUUCCUAUUUAUUUAUCAGAAUUGGAGCAACCUGAAGUUAAGGUGGAAAUGGUCCCAACCCAUCCAUUCUCGCUUGUAAACAACACUUGGGGUGCAGAAAAGCAGUUGCCUCUUCACUGAUAUGCAGCCCCUCUGCUCUUUCCCGAGAAGCUGAUAGAAAGAACAAUUUUCAUAGGGCCAUAAGUGCUACUAGAUGCCAGGGGGUACAGACAUGCCAUGGGAUGUAUUUCAGAAGCUACCCUACACAAACCCAAUGGAAAUGGAUGGGGAAAGAUGCGUAGGUUUGUUGGUGCCCCAUGUCCGCCUGUUGCAAGUGGAUGCGCCCAGCAGGAGCUGCCCGGGGAGUGUGGCCAUUGCCUUUCAAAGGGCUGUGAAGAGAGAGCGGCCAGCCAUUAGCCAGCUGGGGCCUUACUCAGGCAGAAGGAUCUGUGCCAGAACUGUGACUUCACCUGGGAAAUCUUUUGCCAGAUCCAUUGUCCAAUGCUGUGGGAAGCUGUUCCCUGGGGGCUUGUGCUGUGUUCGCCUCUUGUAACGUGGGCUGAUCAUUUUGCACCUGCCAAAACCCAAGUAAGCUGUCAGGGCCAGAAUAUUUCUGGGAAGGAGAGAAAGAGAGAGGAGCUGUUGCAAAUGGCUGCCCAUGAGACAAAGCAAGCAAAAAAUGCACCAGCCAGUCAUGGCAGGCUUUUGAGACUACCAGCCAGUCAGACGUAGAUUGUGCCCUGAUUGUUGGCACAUGUAGGGCAGUUCCAGAGCAAAAGGUUUCAGGGCAGCAGUUCUGGUUAAUGUGCUCAUGAGGAGGAAGUUUUCCCAGUGUUGUUGUGCCUCUGCAUUCAAGGUGCUGGAAUCCAGGCCCCGUGACAAUACUUCAUUUCAGGCCCCACAGGGGUUGCCAGCGUCUUACUCCAUGUAUGUGAGCCAUAGCCAGCCCCUUUGGCAUCAGUGGGUUGGGGGGCAAGGAGCAAGGGCCAUGGGGAGUUUCCUGGCUGCUUGUGUGUUCCUGGAUUUAAGGCAGCAGUGUAUAGAAAAGUUGACUUUGGAGGCGAGGGCAAAGCAGCAACUACUUACCUGGGUACCCCAGAGGUUUCCACAGCACAUGCACCCGGUAUAUUGUGGUUUUUUAAAAAGAGAGAAAUCCGAUUUCUGCAUGCUUUUUGGUUAUAAUUUUUAAGAUUUGUGUGUGCACACAUGUUCUUCAUUAAAUAAAAAUAUCUGGCAAGUACAGAGAAUCAAACCAAACAAGAGAUUUCCCCUUUCCAUCUAGGUUUUGUCCUGGGUGGCAGGAUAGCUGUGUGUGUUUGUGUGUGUGUUCUCACAUCACAGGCCCUUAAAGGAGGCGUGCUGGCGUAUAUUUUGAGCACUCCUUGGCAGAGAGGGAUGCCUCCUUCACCCCUCCCCAGGCAUUACUGCUGUGCAGAUGGAGGUUCCCAUUGGGUUCUCUGCCCCCCUCCAAGAAUGGCACUCUUGGUUUGUCCCUAAGGUGGUGGUAGUGAAGGUGUAGCAGCCUGGGGGUGGUAAAUGUGCUGCUCACCUUCAUCAUCUGUCUGGCGCUCCUGAUUGGCCAGCAGGGAGCUCUUGCCCACAUCCAGAUCAAUUGGGAGUGGAGCACUUUUUUGACCGGUGACCCACCUUUAACCCAAAAUGCGUUGGAUUCAUUGUAGAUACAGGUUUGAGCAUGGACUGUAAUGUAGAUACAAGCUACCGAUGGCUGAAUUGAAAUCAAUUUUAAAUGUGAGACAUUCAAACUUAUCAUGUGACCACUAUCAUUUUGUCUCUCCGCCCCCCACCCAAAUAAAUAAAAGAAAGGCCUGUUACCUUAAUUUUGAAACGCCACUGGUAAAUCGGACUGAAGCGAUAAUUCUGGGAAUUCUGCGAUAACUUAAAAGCGAAUUGAAUGGAAGUUAGGUUUGCAAGGAGGGCCUGGGGAACCAAAACUUUUUCACACACACUUCAUGGUGCUAGACCCAAAAUGGGGUUUUGUGUAUUGUUGGCCUGUGCUUGUUUUGCGGUUUCCUCCGUGUGUUUGGGGUUGUAAUGGGCUGCUUGCUGGACCCCUCUUUCUUCCUGGUGCUUGCAACCCCUUCUGCUCUCUGCCUGCAGACAAGUCCCUGCUUCACACCAAAGUGUGCCAUCUCCAGGGGAGGCAGAAGCCCCCUUCUGCCAGAUAAGACCCCUGCGUAACAAUGAUAAUUUCAGUUGUUCAGAGGGUUGCUCUCCUUGGCUAAAGGCGAAUGAACUUGCACCCCCAUGUACAGUAUUGCCAAGAAUAUAUUUUGGAUUUGGCUGGCCAGCUUGUUGGACUGUGUGGGGUUCAGCUAUUGCACUAAGGCUUCUGUUGAACUGUGGCAGGCACAUUCCUUAGGAUAAAUGCAACAAAUUUGACGGCCCACGGAUUAUAAAAAAGAGAGAAAAACAAUGACUACAGAAAACUUUUUUAAUGUGUUUCAUUAUUAAAAGGCAAAAUGUCAUGCAAAUGACAGCUAACUUGUCUUAUGUAGCAAUGUGCAUUGAUCUCAAUGAGAUGUUUCUAUUUCUUAUUCUCUUACGUGAGAAUCUUACAGCAGGAAGAAAAAAAAAAGAACUGUUUUGUUUGCCUCACCAUGUUAAUACAUGACCACCUGAUGUGCAUGCGUGUUCUCUUGACUUACCUUGUACAGUGCUAGGUAGACUCUUGUAACCCAGUCUUUUUCAUUAUAAUUAUUUUUGCGCUGUAUUAGAUCUGGGUCUGUGCUAACCAGACAAGCAUAGCUGAAUCACCAGUUAGUUACCUUUUUUUUUUUUACGUUUACUAAUUCUGCUUAGUUAUUGUUAAAUACGUUACUUUCUCAUUAUCUUUAUUGCUCUGGUGUUGGGGGGGGGAAACCCUUUUGGCAUAAUUUUUUUCAUGAGAAUUCAUGAAGUAAAGAAUUUGCAAAUAAUUGCAAUAAGCACUGACUUUUGAACUGAAAAAGAAGGAAAUUGUUUCUUGGGCAGUGCAGCAUCUGAAGUUUAUAUAAAGUCUUGUACUAUACUUUUGUGCUUUCUAUAAGGAAAGAAGAAAAAAACCACCCUCUCUACCUUUUCAUCUAGUGCACAGAUUCUUCUCUCUCUCUCUCCCCCACCCCCGGUGUUUUGUUGUCUGUUGUACCUGCUGAAAUGACAGUAGUUGGAUAUUGCAGUAGCAUUUCAGUUGAUUUUUUAUUGAAAGUGCUC